Messenger RNA from Coregonus sp. 'balchen', 46174 nucleotides. The record is from the annotation of a GenBank genome assembly. NCBI's taxonomy places the organism in Eukaryota, Metazoa, Chordata, Actinopteri, Salmoniformes, Salmonidae.
AUGAAGAUAAGGCUGUCUCUGGCAGCGGCUGCCUUCCUUGCAGUACUACUAUCCUCCGUCGAGGCCCAAGGUAAAGUUAUCCCUCAUCCGCCAUCCUUUCUUUCCUCCUCACCUCCAAUUCUUUCUACUGUUAAUUAAACACAACUGAAUGAAAAUGUGCAGACUCCCCGUCUCUCUCUCUCUCUCUCUCUCUCUCUCUCUCUCUCUCUCUCUCUCUCUCUCUCUCUCUCUCUCUCUCUCUCUCUCUCUCUCUCUCUCUCUCUCGUUCUCCCCCCAUCUCUCUUUCUCUGACUGUAGCUAAUGGUCUCGGUUCUUUAGCUCUUCAUGGUGAAAUGAAGAGCUAAAUACUUUCACCAAUACAUUUUAUUUUAUUUUAUUAAUAAAUGUUUGCUGAAAGAAAUGUCUACAUUAUUUGUAUCUCAUGUAGGCCUAUAGGCCUAUUUCGUCGGUAGACCUAUGGAUUCAUCGGUAGGCCUAUGGAUUCUUGUAUUUUUGUUGUGUUUGUAUAGGUUGGCUAUUUCAAAUGUCGUUUGAACACAUUUUGUCUGUCUAUUCAUUGUGACAGGUUGAAUUGACUCAAACAAGUAGUUUAGGGUAGGAUAUUGAAACAGUUUGAGGAAUGCAAAAUAAUAUUUUCCAAUCAAAAAGUGCGUUUAAAAUAAAAAAUUAAAAUCUAUAAGUUCAAAGUGGAACAGGCCCCAUCAUAGUGGUCUGGAAAUUAGUGACAGGCCGACUCACCUAAGCAUGGAUAGUUGCAGUGAAGUCUUUCUUACGCUAGGAGGGGCACUUGCUUGAUAUUUUUAAUAGGAAUUUCUGUCUUAGUUUCUCUAGUAUGCCUACAGUACCUCUCUGGGGAAGGGAAGAAUUUCAGCUGUACUAAAAUGAAGUAGCCUAAAGGAACAAGGUAAUGAUAAAGGAAGUAGUUAACGAUAAUGGAACUAGGUAAUGAUAAAGGAACUAGGCAAUGAUAAAAUAACUAGGUAAUGAUACAGGAACUAGGUAAUGAUAAAGAAACUAGGCAAUGAUAAUGAAACUAGGUAAUGAUAAAGGAACUAGGCACUGAUAAAGGAACUAGGCACUGAUAAAGGAACUAGGCACUGAUAAAGGAACUAGGUCAUGAUAAAGGAACUAGGUCAUGAUAAAGGAACUAGGUCAUGAUAAAGGAACUAGGUCAUGAUAGAGGAACUAGGUAAUGAUAAAGGAACUAGGUCAUGAUAGAGGAACUAGGUCAUGAUAAAGGAACUAGGUCAUGAUAAAGGAACUAGGUAAUGAUAAAGGAACUAGGUCAUGAUAGAGGAACUAGGUCAUGAUAAAGGAACUAGGUCAUGAUAGAGGAACUAGGUCAUGAUAGAGGAACUAGGUAAAAAAUGUUUUACCCAUAAGUGAUGUAUAGAUAAGCUAUAACCAUGAUGUAACAAUUUUUCCAAAUUAACCGAGAACUCGAUUGUAUGUCUCCACUUUAAUUUGGAGACAAACGUGGCUUGAAGCCAAUUGUCCUUCUCGUGUUCUUUUUUUCUCUGAUGAAACGGAAAGAGAAAAUAUGAGUGUCUCUAACAUUAUUUUCCAGAAACUGUUAGACUGAGAAAGAACAUUCUUCUGAAGCUCCCGAGACCAUAUAGACUGCAGAUUACAGAGGUCAAUCAGACUAUAAAAUGUAAAAUAUUCUGUUAGCAUAUCAUACUUUUUAAGAGAAGGCCUCUCUUUUGGUAUGUUCCAAAAUCUUGACCUACUUGGAGAAACCAUACAUGAAGAGAAAGAGUCAUAACAGCAACAAAACUAAAACACUUUUUAUCUUAUCAUUGACAUGAACUUGGUAACACUUUAUUUGGAUAGUCCAUCUGUAGAUGCUCUACAGACUAUCAGUAACAUUUAAAGUCUCUACUAACCCUUAUCCUAACCCUAACCUUAAUCCUUACCCUAACCCUUGUUCUAAACCUAACCCUAACCUUAAUCCUUACCCUAAACCUUAUUCUAAACCUAACCCUAACCUUAAUCCUUACCCUAAACCUUAUCCUAAACCUAACCCUAACCUUAAUCCUUACCUUAACCCUUAUCCUAAACCUAACCCUAACCUUAAUCCUUACCCUAAACCUUAUUCUAAACCUAACCCUAACCUUAAUCCUUACCCUAACCCUUGUUCUAAACCUAACCCUAACCUUAAUCCUUACCCUAAACCUUAUUCUAAACCUAACCCUAACCUUAAUCCUUAUCCUAACCCUUAUCCUAAACCUAACCCUAACCUUAAUCCUUACCCUAAACCUUAUUCUAAACCUAACCCUAACCUUAAUCCUUACCCUAACCCUUAUCCUAAACCUAACCCUAACCUUAAUCCUUACCCUAACCCGUAUUCUAACCCUAACCGUAAACUUGGCAAACAGUUGUUCAUCAACAAAUAAUCUGUUGAUGGACUGUUUGGACAAUCCAAAUAAAGUGUGACCAUGAACUUUUCGCUCAUCAUUGAGAUGAUGUGUGUGUGUUGUGUGUGGGUAUUUGGUAUUUUUUGGUGUUUUAUUAGGAUCCCCAUAAGCUGUUGCGAAAGCAGCAGCUACUCUUCCUGGGGUCCACACAAAAUAUGAAACAUGACAUAAUACAGAACAUUAAUAGACAAGAACAGCUCGAGGACAGAACUACAUAAAUAAAAAAAAGGCACACGUAGCCUACAUAUCAAUACAUACACACAAACUAUCUAGGUCAAAUAGGGGAAAGGCAUUGUGCCGUGAGUUGUUGCUUUAUCUGUUUUUUUAAACCAGGUUUGCUGUUCAUUUGAGCAAUAUGAGAUGGAAGGGAGUUCCAUGCAAUAAUGGCUCUAUAUAAUACUGUAUGCGUUCUUGAAUUUGUUCUGGAUUUGGGGACUGUGAAAAGACCCCUGGUGGCAUGUCUGGUGGGGUAAGUGUGUCAGAGCUGUGUGUAAGUUGACUGUGCAAACAAUUAGGAAUUUUCAACACAUUAAUGUUUCUUGUAAAAGGAAGUGAUGCAGUCAGCCUCUCCUCAACUCUUAGCCAAGAGAGACUGGCAUGCAUAAUACUAAUAUUAGCCCUCUGAUUACAAUGAAGAGCAAGACGUGCCACUCUGUUCUGGGCCAGCUGCAGCUUAACUAGGUCUUUCCUUGCAGCACUCUAACACACGACUGGACAAUAAUCAAGAUAAGACAAAACUAGAGCCUGCAGGACUUGCGUGCGCUUGCUUGUGGUAUGUGUGUGUGAGUUUGUGUUCAUAAGUGUUUUAAUUAAGAACUUCUUAAGGAGGACAAUGUGAGUAGUACUAUAUAGUUAUGAUGGGCCCAUUUGGAAACAGAGAAGGAGCAGACCAUGGCCCUUGAGUUGAUCUGCCAGGUUGGUGGUUCUCAUUUUUGAUAUCCUGUACUGGACAAGCUUCACUCAGGUCAAUUGCUAUGCAACUUUGCAUUCAAUUUGUCCCGAGACAUGGCUUUUCAACAAUAUUUUAGAAUGAUAUUCUUGAUCCCUACAGGCUUCCCUAUUUAAAAUACCCAUAUAGACUAUAAUCCUAUACUAACCCUGAUAUGCACCUCUAUGCACUGAUAGACUAUCUUGUUAAAGUUAAUCAACAAGCAGAUUUCAUAAUUCAUCACCGUUAACCACUACACAUACGGUAGUCUUAUUUACUUUACUUGUGGUUUUAGACGUUCUUUUUAGACAUUCUGUUAUUAUAAUAUAGGCUGCUUAAGACUUUACUCUUUAUAACACUCUUAGGCUAUUAUGACAAAAUAACGUUAAUUUACCCCAUCCCCCAAACAGACGAAUAUCAUUUAAAAAUAUUUCUCAAAUAUGUUCUCUGGUCCGUCUUGUACAUGGAAACUUUUGUCCGGUUCCAUAAGUUGUUACAAACAACUUUUCAUGUACAAGUGCAUGAUCUUCAGACAGUCCAUUCACUGUGACCAAUCACAUUUAUGGUUUGUUUGGCUUGUCUAUUUGAUUUGUUUUAAAAUUAAAUAAAUCCAUUGUGGAUUCUCACUACUUAGUACUAGAGAGGUUGGAAAAGAUGUACACAAGCGUCUUAAAGCACAUUGUGUAUUCUUUUAAGAGGUUUGCAAUGGAUGGGAGUCAUACACAUGGGUCAAUCAAAAGAAACAAUGUACUGAAGUCUAUGUAUGUCUGCAUGCAGGCCUUUACACAACCAUGGUAUACAAGGUAUGAGAAGACUCCAUUGUAAAAUCAAUGCCACAAGUUUUAUGGAAGGUGUAUGUUUUUGUCGGUCGACUCAGUUUAGGCAUGAGUUGGGUUGACCUUAUCAGCAUGCAAGAUGUUAGUUGGUCAAUGUAUAAAAAUAAAAAUAAAUUGUGCCCUUGGAUAUUUUCUUGCCACCUUUUGUCGUCUCGCCACUAUAUGUGCUUGAGUUGUUGACUGUGUUCGGACAAACAUGGCCGGACAGCUCAAACGAAUGUCAUUUUUCUCCAAAAUGGCUGCUCGAGUCUCAAAUGUUAUGUCUGUUGUCGUUAUUGUCACCUCUUGCUGUUUGCCCCAACAAUGAACAGGAUAACUUCAACCUUGAAGUGUUAAUCGUUGGGAUAUGAGCUACCUACACCUUGUGUUUGAUUAUAUAUACACUUAUUUAGCAAAUGCUGGAAUUAACAUUGGCUACUUUUUCUUUUCGCAGUUGAACCACCUUCAGACUUGAGAUUUAAGAUUUUAAAUGAGAACACAGUACAAAUGACAUGGAAAGCACCGUUAACACGGAUAGAGGGAUUCAGGAUACAGGUGGCCUCAGACACAGGUGUGUGGUCUGUAUUGCUGCAUCUCUCUCAACUUUACUGCCUUUACUGCAACAUUACCUGUGUAGUUUACAACAAGCAAUCACUGCCAUUGACACAACAAAACACCUCAAAUUACUGUUCUGACCAAUUCAUUAUGGGAUCCACCACAAUUAAACAUUUACUGCACUCAAAGCCUAAGAGUGCUAAGGUAUACGUUGCUAUAUUCAUUCUCUAUAACCCUUCAUUCCUAACUUGGUACUUUGUUAUUUCAAUAGACAAACCGACAAAAGAUUUAACCCUCCCUGCCACAGCCACUAAGACAUCCAUCACAGACCUCACUCCAGACAUGGACUAUGUAGUAACAAUCAUCUCAUACUCUGGAUCAGAGCAAAGUUUGCCCACCUCAGGACAGCUCACAAGUGAGUCACUUACCAUCACAUCUGGUAUAUGUAUUAUCUUAUGUAGACUACUGGUGAAUGAAGUGAGUCACUUAGCGAUACCCAGACACCCAGGUUGCGUCCAAAAUGGCACCAUAUUCCCUAUUGGCCCUGGUCAAAAGUAGUGCACUACAUAGGGAAUAGGGUGCCAUUUGGGACGCACCCCCAGCUUCUUAUUUAGUCUAAUGAUGAAUGAUUCAGACUGUAUAGAGAGAGGAAUAACAAUUCAUAGGUCCUAACAGGCAACCCCACCUCCCAAGUCUAACAGUGGUUAGAGUAUGCUGUAAUGUAAUAUGCACUGCUUCAUGGGGAAGCCUCUUUGGCACCGGCCCUUAGGUCUGAUGCUACAGUCCUAAGCAUCCCAUUUAGGGUCUUUAGAGAUUACUGAGAGAAUUGCCGGAACUAAUUGCAUUAGUCCAUUAUAAUUUGGGAACCGGCUGCUUGCCUGCUCGUUGUGACCGCAAGUGGAUUUGAUGUUAUUAAAGACACCCACAUCAAAUAAUUGAUGUAUACAUUUGACAAUAUGUUUAUUUAAAAAAUGUUUCAUGCUACUAGAUGAUUCAUUCACUCUCAUUAGGGAGUUGUGCUUAUGGUUAAGUACAGUAGUUUGUUUGACUCACGUUUUAUAUGAUUUCAUCUUGUGUUUCAGUCCAAUCAAGUGGCACAGUGCAAGGAGGUCCCAGGAAACCACAGGUCACAGACUCCGUCAGUAAGUCCAUCGCCUCCUUGGCUUUUUCUGACACUAAACAGUUCACAUUUUCCAGUUGGUUCAUAGGCUACAAUCUUUUUUAUUUCUCGUACUGCGCCUGGGCUCUUUCCAUUGGUGUAUGGUCAACAGCCAUUGGAGGGCGUUUCCACACGUUAUUCUAUAUAAAUCUAGAAAAAUAUUGGCAAUUAAGUUGGUAAGCUGCCUGUCAUAGAGCCAGGCUGUCAAUCAUGCCAAGUGAGGGAGUUUGCACAUGCUCAGUGUGGUGGUCAGGGGUGUGGAGCUAACAGCUGUUUCAGGAGGCAGGGCCUCUGGUGCUGGUGCUGAAGAGUACUGUAGCCUGCCCGGCCCUGAGACAGCCAGGCUGAGAGAAGUGGAAACCAUUACAGAUACAUCUCUUUACAAUAGCACUGUGGCCUCCCUACAGAUGAUGCGCGCUUACUGCUGCUUGGGAAAACUUCUCUCUCAGACUUUAUUCAUAUCCAGAAGACAGAGCUCGAAAAUAUCCUCCAGGGAAACCAAAGCUAUUCACUCACUGUACCUUACGUAGUGUUCCCAAAGGAGCACCUAUUGUGGCUCUGGUCAAAAGUAGUACACUACACAGGGAAUAGGCCGCCAUUUGGGACACACCCAAAGACUACCCACUAUGAGGGCUUCUAUCUCAAAGUACCACCCAAAUAGUUUGCACAAGUUAAGUACAUCAAUAAGAUUAUUGUCGACUGCACUAGAUCUGUUGAUGCCACUAUCCCUAACACCGUCCUCUGGUCUAGUGCAGGUGGUCUAUGUCCUCCAACCUGUUAAACAAAAGUCUGAUUUUGGUAGUGACAAUGGUAUUCUGUCAAAAAGGAUGGCAAUAACAUAAUAAUUAUCAUUGCAUUCAUUUUUCAUCAUCUUAGGGUCAUAUCUGAGCAUUUGCAUUAGCCAAUAAGACAUAUUUAAUUGAUAUUCCAUAGUUCCUGUGUAGUACACAAGUGUUAAGAGGGUAGUUUUCGUCAUACAAUAACGUUACGCAUUUAGCAAAGGGGGAAAAAUGCUGGACUGCAGUUUUUCCCCGGAGGCUACUUUUACUGUUCACUUUUGACCACAGAACUGCCUCAAUUCAUCGGGGCAUGGACUACAAGGUGUCGAAAGCGUUCCACAGGAAUGCUGGCCCAUGUUGACUACAAUGCUUCCCACAGUUGUGUCAAGUUGGCCUUUGGGUGGUGGACCAUUCUUGAUACACAUGCGAAACUGUUGAGUGUGAAAAACACAGCCCCAUUGCAGUUCUUGACACACUCAAACCGGUGCACCUGGCACUUACUACCAUACCCUGUUCAAAGGCACUUCAAUCUUUUGUCUUGCCCAUUCACCCUCUGAAUGGCACACAUACACAAUCCAUGUCUCAAUUGUCUCAAGGCUUCAAAAUCCUUCUUUAACCUGUCUCUUCCCCUUCAUCUAUACGGAUUGAAGUGGAGUUAACAAGUGACAUCAAUAAGGGAUCAUAGCUUUCACCUGGAUUCACCUGGUCAGUCUAUGUCAUGGAAAGAGCCGGUGUUCCUAAUGUUUUGUACACUCAGUAUAUAUUUGACCAACAGCACACUUUACGUUUUUCUUUGGUCAAUGAUAUGGCUUCUGGGACAACAUUUUGUCUUCAGGUCAAAUCAUUUACCUCUUCCAUUUUUCUAAAUUUCUUUAUUUUCCUUUCCCUUUCUCCUCCGCUCCUCUCCUCUACCACUCCUCCUCUCUCUCAGAGUGCUCUUUCAGUGCCAUCGCAGAUCUGGUGUUCCUGGUUGAUGGUUCAUGGAACGUUGGAAGAGACCACUUUAAAUACAUCCGUAGCUUCAUCUCUACCAUGGUGGGAGCCUUUGAGAUUGGGGAGGACAAGACCAGGGUAGGUGUGGUCCAGUACCAUACUGAUACCAGGACAGAGUUUAACCUCAACCAGCACAUGAAACGGGGCGAACUUCUCAGAGCCAUCAACACACUGCCUUACAUGGGUGGCAACACCAUGACAGGUACCUAACACGUCCCAUGUACAGUACCUUGUUACACACUCUUGUACAAUACAUCAUCAUAUCAUUACCUCUAGCAUAAUACUAACUGACAAAGCUGUAGUUCUUCAUUAAUAACUCUCUGCGUUUGGUAGAGUGAAUCAAAUUAACAAUGUAAUAACUGAAAGGGGUGUCAUGCCACUGUGUUAUAGGUGAGGCCAUGGACUAUCUGCUGAAAAACACAUUCACUGAGGCAAAUGGUGCCAGGAAAGGCUUUCCCAAGGUGGCCAUGAUUAUCACAGACGGGAUGUCUCAAGACCCUGUGGAAGCGAUCGCCAAGAAACUCAAGAACAUGGGGGUGGAGAUCUUCACAUUGGGUAUGUGACUACAGGCUACCUUUCAAUCAUCUAACCCUGUUGAUGUGUUACAUUUAAGCAAUAAGGCCAGAGGAGGUGUGGUAUAUGGCCAAUAUACCACGGCUAAUGCUGGCAUUAAGAUUGCACUCAAUGAGCUGUAUAAGGCCAUAAGUAAACAGGAAAACGCUCAUCCAGAGGCAGCGCUCCUAGUGGCCGGGGACUUUAAUUCAGGGAAACUUAAAUCCGUUCUAACUAAUUUCUACCAGCAUGUUAAAUGUGCAACCAGAGGGAAAAAAAACUCUAGUCCACCUUUACUCCACACACAGAGACACAUACAAAGCUCUCCCUCGCCCUCCAUUUGGCAAAUCUGAUCAUAACUCUAUCCUCCUGAUUCCUGCUUAUAAGCAAAAACUAAAGCAGGAAGCACCAGUGACUCGGUUUAUAAAAAAGUGGUCAGAGGACGCAGAUGCUAAGCUACAGGACUGUUUUGCUAGCACAGACUGGAAUAUGUUCCGGGAUUCUUCAGAUAGCAUUGAGGAGUACACCACAUCAGUCACUGGCUUCAUCAAUAAAUGCAUCGAUGAUGUCGUCCCCACAGUGACCGUACAUACAUACUCCAACCUGAAGCCAUGGAUUACAGGCAACAUCCGCACUGAGCUAAAGGCUAGAGCUGCCACUUUCAAGGAGCGGGACUCUAACCCAGACGUUUAUAAGAAAUCCCGCUAUGCCCUCCGACGAACCAUCAAACAGGCAAAGAGUCAAUACCGGACUAAGAUUGAAUCGUACUACACCAGCUCUGACACUUUUCGGAUGUGGCAGGGCUUGAAAACUAUUACAGACUACAAAGGGAAGCACAGCUGCGAGCUUCCCAGUGACACAAGCCUACCAGACGAGCUAAAUCACUUCUAUGCUCGCUUCGAGGCAAGCAACACUGAAGCAUGCAUGAGAGCACCAGCUGUUCCGGGAGACUAUGUGAUCACGCUCUCCGUAGCCGAUGCGAGUAAGACUUUUAAGCAGGUCAACAUUCACAAGGCCGCAGGGCCAGACGGAUUACCAGGACGUGUACUCUGAGCAUGUGCUGACCAACUGGCAAGUGUCUUCACUGACAUUUUCAACAUGUCCCUGACUGAGUCUGUAAUACCAACAUGUUUCAAGCAGACCACCAUAGUCCCUGUGCCCAAGGACACUAAGAUAACCUGCCUAAAUGACUACUGACCCAUAGAACUCACGUCUGUAGCCAUGAAGUGCUUUGAAAGGCUGGUCAUGGCUCACAUCAACACCAUUAUCCCAGAAACCCUAGACCCACUCCAACUCCCAACAAAUCCACAGAUGAUGCAAUCUCUAUUGCACUCCACACUGCCCUUUCCCACCUGGACAAGAGGAACACCUACGUGAGAAUGCUGUUCAUUGACUACAGCUCAGCGUUCAACACCAUAGUGCCCUCAAAGCUCAUCACUAAGCUAAGGAUCCUGGGACUAAACACCUCCUUCUGCAACUGGAUCCUGGACUUCCUGAUGGGCCACCCCCAGGUGGUAAGGGUAGGUAACAACACAUUUGCCACGCUGAUCCUCAACACAGGGCCCCUCAGGGGUGCGUGCUCCGUCCCCUCCUGUACUCCCUGUUCACCCAUGACUGCAUGGCCAGGCACGACUCCAACACCAUCAUUAAGUUUGCUGAUGACACAACAGUGGUAGGCCUGAUCACCAACAAUGAUGAGACAGCCUAUAGGGAGGAGGUCCGAGACCUGGCCGUGUGGUGCCAGGAUAACAACCUCUCCCUCAACGUGAUCAAGACAAAGGAGAUGAUUGACGACUACAGGAAAAAAAAGAGGACUGAGCACGCCCCCAUUCUCAUCGACGGGGUUGUAGUGGAACAGGUUGAGAGCUUCAAGUUCCUUGGUGUCCACAUCACCAACAAACUAUCAUGGUCCAAACACACCAAGACAGUCGUGAAGAGGGCACGACAAAGCCUAUUCCCCCUCAGGAGACUGAAAAGAUUUGGCAUGGGUCCUCAGAUCCUCAAAAAGGUCUACAGCUGCACCAUCGAGAGCAUCCUGACUGGUUGCAUCACCACCUGGCAUGGCAACUGCUUGGCCUCCGACCGCAAGGCACUACAGAGGGUAGUGCGUACGGCCCAGUACAUCACUGGGGCCAAGCUUCCUGCCAUCCAGGACCUCUAUACCAGGCGGUGUCAGAGGAAGGCCCUCAAAAUUGUCAAAGACUCCAGCCACCCUAGUCAUAGACUGUUUUCUCUGCUACCGCAGGGCAAGCGGUUCCGGAGCGCCAAGUCUAGGUCCAAAAGGCUUCUCAACAGCUUCUACCCCCAAGCCAUAAGACUCCUGAACAGCUAAUCAUGGCCACCCUGACUAUUUGCAAUGCCCCCACCCCCACCCCCCUCUUUUACACUGCUGCUACUCUGUUUAUUAUUAAUGCAUAGUCACUUUAUCUCUACCCACAUGUACAGUGAGGGAAAAAAGUAUUUGAUCCCCUGCUGAUUUUGUACGUUUGUCCACUGACAAAGAAAUGAUCAGUCUAUAAUUUUAAUGGUAGGUUUAUUUGAACAGUGAGAGACAGAAUAACAACAACAAAAUCCAGAAAAACGCAUGUCAAAAAUUUUAUAAAUUGAUUUGCAUUUUAAUGAGGGAAAUAAGUAUUUGACCCCCUCUCAAUCAGAAAGAUUUCUGGCUCCCAGGUGUCUUUUAUACAGGUAACGAGCUGAGAUUAGGAGCACACUCUUAAAGGGAGUGCUCCUAAUCUCAGUUUGUUACCUGUAUAAAAGACACCUGUCCACAGAAGCAAUCAAUCAAUCAGAUUCCAAACUCUCCACCAUGGCCAAGACCAAAGAGCUCUCCAAGGAUGUUAGGGACAAGAUUGUAGACCUACACAAGGUUGGAAUAGGCUACAAGACCAUUGCCAAGCAGCUUGGUGAGAAGGAUGACAACAGUUGGUGCGAUUAUUCGCAAAUGGAAGAAACACAAAAGAACUGUCAAUCUCCCUCGGCCUGGGGCUCCAUGCAAGAUCUCACCUCAUGGUGUUGCAAUAAUCAUGAGAACGGUGAGGAAAGCCCAGAACUACAUGGGAGGAUCUUGUCAAUGAUCUCAAGGCAGCUGGGACCAUAGUCACCAAGAAAACAAUUGGUAACACACUACGCCGUGAAGGACUGAAAUCCUGCAGUGCCCGCAAGGUCCCCCUGCUCAAGAAAGCACAUAUACAGGCCCGUCUGAAGUUUGCCAAUGAACAUCUGAAUGAUUCAGAGGAGAACUGGGUGAAAGUGUUGUGGUCAGAUGAGACCAAAAUCGAGCUCUUUGGCAUCAAUUCAACUCGCCAUGUUUGGAGGAGGAGGAAUGCUGUCUAUGACCCCAAGAACACCAUUCCCAACGUCAAACAUGGAGGUGGAAACAUUAUGCUUUGGGGGUGUUUUUCUGCUAAGGGGACAGGACAACUUCACCGCAUCAAAGGGACGAUGGACGGGGCCAUGUACCGUCAAAUCUUGGGUGAGAACCUCCUUCCCUCAGCCAGGUCAUUGAAAAUGGGUCGUGGAUGGGCAUUCCAGCAUGACAAUGACCCAAAACACACGGCCAAUGCAACAAAGGAGUGGCUCAAGAAGAAGCACAUUAAGGUCCUGGAGUGGAAAAUCUGUGGAGGUAGCUGAACGUUCGAGUUGCCAAACGUCAGCCUCGAAACCUUAAUGACUUGGAGAAGAUCUGCAAAGAGGAGUGGGACAAAAUCCCUCCUGAGAUGUGUGCAAACCUGGUGUCCAACUACAAGAAACGUCUGACCUCUGUGAUUGCCAACAAGGGUUUUGCCACCAAGUACUAAGUCAUGUUUUGCAGAGGGGUCAAAUACUUAUUUCCCUCAUUAAAAUGCAAAUCAAUUGAUAACAUUUUUGACAUGCAUUCUUCUGGAUUUUUUGUUGUUGCUAUUCUGUCUCUCACUGUUCAAAUAAACCUACCUUUAAAAUUAUAGACUGAUCAUGUCUUUGUCAGUGGGCAAACGUACAAAAUCAGCAGGGGAUCAAAUACUUUUUUCCCUCACUGUACUUAUUACCUCAAUUACCUCGACUAGCCAGUGCCCCCGCACAUUGACUCUGCACCGGUACCCCCCUGUAUAUAGCCUCCCUACUGUUAUUUUAUUUUACUGCUGCUCUUUAGUUAUAUAUAUAUAUAUAUAUAUAUAUAUAUAUAUUUUUUUUUACUUAACACUUUAAAAAAAAAGAAUCUUUAAAAAAUGCAUUGUUGGUUAAGGGCUUGUAAGUAAGCAUUUCACUGUAAUGUAAUACAACACCUGUUGUAUUUGGCGCUUGUGGCAAAUAACAUUUGAUUUGAUAAGGGCUGUUCUUAUGCGCGACGCAACGCGGAGUGCCUUGACACAGCCCUUACCUGUGGUAUAUUGGCUAUAUACCACAAACCCCCAAGGUGCCUUAUUGCUAUUUAAACUGGUUACCGUAUUUACAGCAGUACAAUUAUUUGUUUUGUCAUACCCAUGGUAUACGGUCUGAUAUACCACAGCUGUCAACCAAUCAGCAUUCAGGGCUCGAACCACCCAGUUUGUAAAUACUAAUAAUCCUGUCUAUAUGUAUUCUAUAGUCAUGAGAGUAAGUUGAAGUAUUCAUAUCACAAAGGAAAGGAAGAAAACAAAGAAACUUACCAGCUAGAAUGGUAUCACAUGGGUUUUCAACAUUUUGCCCAUGUUGUCAUUCUUUCCAGCUAAAGUCAUGACAUCGCUAUAUGUUCCAUAGUGAAUCCAGCUGGUUCUUCUUAAAUGUGGAAAAGAAGGAGAGACCUCCUGCUUAAUUUCAUAUAUUUAUAGAUCACUUGUUUUACUCAGCAUUUAUAGCUCUCGAACCUGAGAAACUAUGCAACAAUUCUAAAUAAUUUUCAUGUGCCGCCAUUGACUUUAUAGGGAUGACUUUAUUGGGGCUUUAUAGGUGUUGACUCUUAUCUAUGAAUGAGUAAACCUUCUGAAAGGGGCAGGAGAUCAGAAUUACAAUGGGGAUAUGGAACAUUUCCCUCAGCUUUUAUGAGACCAUAUACAUUUUACACCACUUUUUUGGUUCUUUGUCCAAUUUAGGGAUCAAAGGAGCAGAUGAGGAGGAGCUGAAACAAAUGGCUUCGACCCCCUACAGGACCCACGUCUAUAACGUCCUCAACUUUGACCUUAUCAAGGAUGUGCAGAAAGAGCUCAUUACCAAUGUGUGCUCGGGGGUGGAUGAUCAACUCAACUCGCUCGUCAGUGGAGAGGAAGGUAAAUGCAGUUUUACGACUUGAAUGUUGGAAGUGGUUUUGGCAUGGAUAACUUCGAAGAUGGAUGAUCAAAACAUUUCCAUCUGGGGAGAGGAGGAUUAUUUUCUAACAAACUUCUGUCUUGAUUUUGUUUUGGGGGUUGUUUAUUUACAGUUAUUGAACCAGCAUCAAACCUCCAAGUAGUAGAGGUGGCCUCCAAGUCUAUGAGGGUGACAUGGGACGCUUCCUUUGGAGACGUGUCGGGUUACAAGAUCCAGCUGAUCCCCAUGAUGGCCGGCAGCAAGCGCCAGGAGCUAUACGUAAGCCCCAGCCAGACCUCAGCGACAGUUAUGGGCCUUUCUCCAGACACAGAGUACCAGAUCAACCUGUUUGCCCUCAAGGGCCUCAUGCCCAGCGAGCCCAUCAUGGCCAUGGAGAAGACUGAGCCAGUCAAGGUGUCCCUUGGUGAGUAUACUCUACAAAAAUACAUCCUUUGGUCUUUUAGUAAAGAAUAUGUCAGUCAUUGUUAUAGUCAUUCAGUGUAUGAUUUUGUCAUGACAUGACAGAUGUUUUUGUGUCCUCUUCUAGAAUGUUCUCUUGGAGUGGACGUGCAAGCCGACGUUGUCAUUCUGGUCGACGGCUCAUACAGUAUCGGACUGUCCAACUUCGCUAAAGUCAGAUCUUUCCUGGAGGUGCUGGUGAACUCCUUUGACAUUGGACCAGACAAGAUUCAGAUCAGCUUGGUUCAGUACAGCAGGGACGCUCACACUGAGUUCUACCUGAACACCCACCGCGACCUGAGCGCUGUGGUCAAGGCGGUCCGGACUUUCCCCUACCGCGGCGGCUCCACCAACACCGGCCGGGCCAUGACCUACGUCAGGGAGAAGGUCUUCUUAGCUAACCGAGGAUCACGGCCGAACGUGCCCCGCGUCACCAUCCUCAUCACAGACGGGAAGUCAUCCGACUCCUUCAAGGACCCGGCCACCAAGCUAAAGAAAGCGGACGUGGAGAUCUUUGCCGUGGGCGUGAAGGAUGCCGUGAGGUCUGAGCUGGAAGCCAUUGCUAACGAGCCCGUGGAGACCCAUGUGUACACCGUGGAGGACUUUGAUGCUUUCCAGAGGAUCUCCAAGGAGCUCACCCAGUCCAUCUGCCUGAGGAUCGAGCAGGAGCUCCUCAACAUCAAGAAGAGAAGUGAGUAGUACCCUCUCUAUAUCAGCAUGAUGGGGCCAUUGUUGUUAGUCAGUAAACCCUCGCCAAGUGUACUCAAGUCAAGCUAAUAGUGAUGCAAUAAAGAAAUUAUAGAGUUACAUAUCGGGAUACAUUUUUUUACAAUAUAUCGUAUCGUAUUGUUUUGACAAUAUCGCAAUAUUAUUUUUGCGCUAGUUGGCUCUACCUGCACCAAAACUUGUUCUCCAUCUUCUUUUUAAAUAGGGAGCUAAUUUGUUUUCAGCACUUAUUUCCAUGACUGAUCAGAACUUGUUUUCUCAUGACUGUCUCUUGUCCCUCUGCAGCAGACAUAUGGUGAACAAUAUGUUUGGAACACUUAAUCACAAUAAAUUCACAGUAUCGGAUCGCAAUACAUAUAGAAUCAUGAGAAUCGUGAAAAUCGCAAUACAUAUCGUAUAGUGAUAAUAUCGUAUCGUGACGUCCCUGGCAAUUCCCAGCCCUACAAGCUAAUGGUUUACACAGGAAGUAAGUGAAAUUCCUUAGCCAAUGAGAAUAUCUUGCAAACAAUAAAUAUUGGGGACAUUUGUGCAUGCCAUAGAUUCUCAUAGUAGAUAAUGGCCCAGCGCCCAAUCUUACCGAAGUCUAAGAUGUUUAUGGAAGUGACCUAGAUAAAGUAUUUUUGCAAUACUAAAGUAAGUGCUAGCAUUCUUUGAAUUACAGUAGGCAAUGUAUCUUGUUCCUUAUGAUUCAUAUGCCAACCUAUUUACACCAGGGUGGGAUACACUGUAUAUUAACAGAUGAAUGUAAAGUUUCCACCUGGCACAGUAUCACACAGCUCCAUAUGGCAGUAGGCAAUGAGAAGGUUUCUAAUGUAUAACUUACAUCCAAAACAUUGGUCAGUUUUCAGGUCUUUGAUUUCUUGAUUUUGAACAAAUAACCAUGUUUUGAAAUAUCAUAUACUUGGCUCAUUUGAUGAAUUAUGGCAGAAUCUUUCACCUUUAAAUUGUGCUUUUUUUACACGGUAUUAGUCAAUCAAAUUUUUAUCAACUGCUCCUUUUUGGACAAUUCUCCACUCUACCUUGGUCUUGAUGGUCCUUGAACUGAGAAAUAGAAGAUAAAAUACUAUGAGUGUAUACAGCAUAUGCUUGCAAUUACUUCUGUUGUGUCACAAUACCCUUUUCCAAAGUUGUCGUCUUCUGUUUAGCAAUGUGUUACACACAACCUCUUGCUCUCUCAGGGUUAGUAAGAGGACUCCCAUGUGGAAAUAUAAUGCCAAAUAUUAGUCACCACGCAGUACAUGGCUGAAAGGCAUUCAGCUCUGCCAGUAUAUUGUGCAACUCACACAAGGUUUGAUUACCCGUGAUAUAAUCCUUAUAUAAUAAUCUAUUAUGACAUCAUUUACAUUUUACAUUUUAGUCAUUUAGCAGACGCUCUUAUCCAGAGCAACUUACAGUUAGUGAGUGCAACAUGGAGUACCAUAAACAUAGAAAACAAUACAGGGAUUUUCACUAAUGGAAUAUAGAUCGUGUUUGAGUGUUAUUGAGGUUCCGUCCCAAAUGGCACCCUUUUCCCUAUACAGGCCACUACUUUUGACCAGAGCCCUAUGGGGUGCAAAUAUGGACACAGGAAUUAAAGUGGCAUUUGGGACGCAUCCUGGAUGUUGUGACCUAAUGUUUAGUCAUCUUCUAUCUCCUCAAGGCUUACUGCCACCGAGGUCAUUAACGUUCUCUGAGGUGGCUGCCAGGAGCUUCAGAGCUACCUGGGAGAACGAUGACCUCAACGUCCUGUCCUACCUGAUCCAGUUCAGACCGGCUGCUGACACCAACGGGGACUUUGUGUCCAUGUCCGUGCCAGGGGACACGUUCACCGCUCUGCUGCCUCACCUCACGCCCGUCACCCUCUACGAGGUCAGCGUCUUCGCCCAGUACGCCCAAGGAGCCAGCUUCCCUCUGAAUGGAUUCGAGACCACACUAGAUGGUCAGUACCAUCAGACCAACAGAUACCAACAGAGAAAUAUUUUGAUGCCAAUGCCAUAACUUCUGUUUUAAUAUUUGUAUGACCUCUAACCCCAAUAUCUUUGUCAUAGAACAAGGACCAGUGCGUAACCUGAGGGUUUCCGAGGAAACGACAGAGAGUUUCCGGGUGUCGUGGGAGGCGGCACCAGGAGCGGUGGUACGGUACCGUCUGACCUAUGUACCAGUCAGGGGCGACAGCGCGAGACUAGAGAAGGCCACCGUCGGCCAAGAGACCACCAUCGUGUUGCCAGAGCUCAACCCCUUAACGACGUACCGUGUGACGGUGGCUGCAGAGUACCAGUCAGGCACUGGCGGAGAGAGGCAGAUCGAUGGCACCACCAAAGAAGGUGACUAGGCAUCUGCUUAUGUAACAGUCACACUGUGCUUGCUUAAAGGGAUAGUUCAGGAUUUUGGCAAUGAGGCCCUUUAUCUACUUCCUCAGAGUCAUAUGAAUUUGUGGAUACCAUUUUUAUGUAUCUGGGUUUAGUUUGAAGAAAGUUGCUAACUAGCAUUAGCCCGAUUGCUAACAAACAUGACCGCCCGCUUGACAACUUCUUAGACAAUUACGCUAGCUAUUUGAUACAUUUCAAGCUGGGGAGUGAUGCUACGAAUCAAACUCGGUUACACUUAGCAUCAAGGGGUGUGAACAUGGAUGCCUAUUGCUUCAAACCAGUGAUACUUUUUUCGACUUUAUGUUCUACAGAGCUAAUAUUCCACCCAAUCUUACUAUGUCAUAAUAUUUUGUCGGGAAGUCAAUGGAAGAAAUCACAAAGGGGUUGGCCUCUAAGGAGGUAUUUUUCGAUACAUACCAGAGGUCUCUGAUUAUUUGUGGUGAACUGUUGCUCAGUAAUGCAGGAGUUUACAGCGCUGGAGCCAAAGGAGCAAGGGAGGCUGACGGAAAAAUAAAAAUAAAAAGUUACUCCUAUUCACCACGGCAACCACACUCUUCUCAGUGAUUAUCAGCACUCAAAGCAGUUCCAGCUCCUUUAAAUGAAGCAGCUGUUUAAAGGAUAGAACGUAUCCCAGCCUGUGGCUCUUUGGCAUCCAGCACCCAGCUGACAUUCCUCAAUCUUCUUUUCAAUGAUACCCUUGUUGUGCUUUUCACUGUGUGCGUUUCCAAAAACCUUUAUAUUACUUGAGACUUGCAUUAAUGAAAACUUGUGGUCUUUCCAAUCUGUCUAGUGUAGUAACAGACACCUGAGUUAACCCUCCCGUUGUCCUAGGGUCAAAAUGACCCGCCACUGUGUUGAACCAACUUUAUUUAAUUUUUAUAUUUUGGGGAUCAUUUGUGAGAAGGAGGCAGUGAGACUUUAAAGAAAGUAUCACUGCCUCCUUCUCACAAAUGAUCCAAAAAAUAUAAAAAUUAAAUAAAGUUGGUUCAACACAGUGGCGGGUCAUUUUGACCCUAGGACAACGGGAGGUUUAAUUGGUCAUAUGCCAGAACCUACACUGUGCCCAACAACGUCAACCUUGAUUGACUCCUCAUUGACAGCGUGGCUUUUACCGCCUCUUCUCUUUUAGGGCAGGGAUCUCCACGUGACCUGCGGGUCUUCGACGAGACUAUGUCCACCAUGAAGCUGUCGUGGGCGGCGGCACCGGGCCGCGUCCUCCAGUACCGCAUCAAUUUCCAUCCGUCGGCAGGUGGCGAGUGGAAGGAGGUGUCAGUGAAGGGAGAGAACACCAACGCCCUCCUGAAGAACCUGCAGCCUGGCACUGAGUACGACCUGGCCGUCAGCGCACGCUACUCCUCUGGCCUAGGAGACCCUCUGAAAGGGAAAGGAACCACACUGGAAGGUAAGCAGAACAGAGACUUCCCAAAAUAGGUACAUUGUUAUUGGACUGUAAGGGCUGGUUUCUGACUGAAACCAUUUGUUAUGGAUUUUCUCCAUUGACCAUGAUCCUCCAGGAGGAUAGGCUUAAUCUGGGUCUGGGGAACCAGCCUUAAGAGUCAACAACACAGUAGUGUAGUGAGGCCUAAAACUCAGCUCCUUUAGCGCUAUUAACUGUACUAUGACAAAACCUGGGUCUAUACCUGAAUCAAUGACUGGUGCCUUGAAUAAAAACAUGGCAUUCAUUUUCAGAGUUAUGGCAAAGUUAUGAGUUGCUCCUCUUUCAGUUCUCAGAGAGAUUCUUCAAAAAGUUGUCUCUUUUGCGGAGUCAGCUAUCUGGUUCUCCUAUGGGGGGUGGGGGGGGGGGGGGGGGGAUGAAGUCAUUCUUCUCUCCUCUAACCCUGUACCUUGUUUGUGAGGGCUUGCCUGUAAUUUAAUAUUCUUGUCUGCAAUAACUGUGUUCUUCUGUUGCACUUCUGAGGGCAAGGAGUGGUGCAGACCUAGUUCUUUACCGUGGCCCACUUUCAAUGGAAUGGACUUUGAAGUGGCAACAGAGCUGACAUGAAGCAGAACCAUUAGGCUCUAUUAGACUGUUUUUGCAACAGUCACGCAUACAGUACAGUAGGCAGGAACAAAAGAGUUGUGUACUGUGAAAAUCUCAGCCUUUCGCCUUUUCCACUGUAUCCAUCCCUUUUACAUUCAUUAAAAAAUGCCAAGAGCUUGACUUUAGCCAGCAUUCCUUCCCCAGGCUUUGAACAAUGGUGCAUAUUUGACUGGUCCUUGACUUGGUGCUGCCGGUGUGAUUGGGAAUGGCUCCUGGUACCAGAAUGCGUCUCAGCCUGUCAUGGAGGCUAGGCUGAUUGUCUUCUCCCCUGAGGGACAUGGAGUAGCAAAAUCUCUGAGUUAGUUAGUUCGUUGACAUAGUGUACAGGACUCUCUCUGCUUUCACUCCACCAAGCCGACACACACUGAACACUUUGUGCUGGGUUCCACUGGGAGGCUAGGGACUAAACCACUAAGGAGAAACUACGGUCCUGUGUGGCUCAAUUGGUAGAGCAUGGCGUUUGCAACGGCAGGGUUGUGGGUUCGAGUCCCAUGGGGGACCAGUACGAAUGAAAAUGUAUGUGAUCACUUCUGUAAGUUGCUCUGGAUAAGAGCGUCUGCUAAAAAAUGUAAAAUGUAUUUUUAAAUUAUUUGUCAGGCCCUCAAGGGGUCCUCGGUCUGCGUCCCAAAUGGUACCCUAUUCCCUAUAUAGAGCACUACUUUUGACCAUGGGCCCCAUAGGGCACUGGUCAAAAGUAGUGCACUAUAUACAGUAUGGCGUGACAUGCCCUAGGCCUGCCUAUGCUGGUGGCCGUUUCUGUGGAGCCUCCAGUUUGUCGAGGAAGGCACUCCAGCACAGCUCACCUCAAGUCCCUUUUGGGGAAACGAUGACAGUCUAGAUGACCUGGAGUUCACAUUCCUUCUAUUCUCACACCAAGGAGAUCAAUUGAGUGAGCAUACUGUGCAUUUCCCCUCUAAUUCAAUCUGUUGAUGUGGCAGGAGGAGGACAGAAUAAUUGUAACAAAACAAAUGAAAGGUGAUGAGAUGAUGAAUGUUAAAGAAAGAGGAGGCAUAUGGAAAGUGUUACCUGUGAAAAGCCUUCAAAGCUGCUUGUAUGCUGGCUGCCUCCAUACUGAGCACUCACCAUCCACUUCCAUCAGGGAGGGGUGAUGAUGGGGAGCCAAGACUGUGCUGGGAAUCAAAAAGAACCAAAGAGAGGCAUCAUGGGAAUUGAAUCAAUGACGAUCAUAAAGGUUACAGGUUAAGUCAAGAGGUGGUUUACUCUUACUGUGACUCAGGCUCUGUAGUUAGUAGUAGUUGUAUAGCUGUGUCCUCCCUCAGGACAUAGCCCUGAGAAUCCCCCCUCUCGUUGGGCUGAAUGGUUCCCCCCUUGGCCCCUCUCCUACAGAUGUGGGAUCUUAAUUUGAUCACUCUGUUGCAGUAGAACUUUCCUGCAAUGCAGGAAAUGUAAAACAUGUAGUGUAUUUGACGUUUAGAAAUGUUUCUGAAGUUUGUAAUUUCCACUUUGAAACUUCAGACUUGAUUUUCCCUUACGAAAAAUGGAUCAACUCCUACAAUUAAUUACUGUAUAAUCCACAUAAUAAUUCAAAUGUCCUGUUUCCUGCUGUAGCAAACUGGCUCAAAUUAAGAUCCCACAUUUGUAUCUGGCAUUUGUCAGAGUUUAUAAAGGGUUCAAGCUGCUGUUGUCUGACCCUUAGGGAUGUCAUUAAGACAAACAGGCAGUGGGCAGACUGCACUGCUUUUCAGCACCUGCACUCUCCCUUCCAUUGGACCAGGGUCUAAAGAACAUGAUCCCAAGGUUCAAACGUUAAAAAAAAAAGUACAGUUUAUUCUGACUGUGGUACUGAACUUUAGACUCUUUUGGCUUAAUAGUAUUAGUGCUGGAUGCGAACGCACGGUAGAUUUUAUCCCUAGGAUCGAGUUUUGUCUUGAGCGUAGGACAUUGCAACGUGCUUGAAAUUUCAAGGCUAUUUGAAAUGUCAAAGGCCUGAACAAAAUCAAUCCUGCUUGAUGUUGGGAGGCAAUAGGGAGGGGAAGAUAAACUAGAACAGAACAAUAGUGUGUAUAUUUUGUUACGUUUCAACAAUUGAUUAAUUUGAGUGGCUUAACAUUGUUAUUCAAUGUUAUGCAGGCAGCCAUAAAAUCACAUAGUUGUUUAUUCAGAAAAUAUUCCAAGCCAAUGUAGUGGAGAGUCUUUGUAGAGAAAUGGAAAGGUUAAGUAUAGUGUUUAAAAGAAAGGAAGCGAGAGAGGGUGAGAGAGAAAUAGAGAGUGCUAGGGACAGAAAGGGAGACAGCACAUGUCAAAGCCUAGAGGAGGGGGUGUUGAAUUUACUGUAGUUUUGUUCAGUUUUGCCUCAUGAUGGGCGGUGGAAAAAUGGGGUUGAGUGGGUUUCAGGUCGGACUUCCGAGCGCCAGAUUCCAUGCGAGAGCUGUCUGUGGCCUGUGAUUUAGAAAAAACCUCCAGACUCUCUCCCAGAUGUUGAAAAAAUGAGCCUGUCCACAGAUAGAAAAAUGGCAGUGGAGAAGUCCCAGCUAAUAGAGGCUGCUAUGUCUCUGUGGUGGAGACGGAGAGCCUGCCCAUGUGGGCAGAGGCAUUACGUGCAGUAAAAUUAAGGAAAUUAGAAUUUAGCCAGGACUGGAAUGGGUUGCUUCAGAAGAAUAUUAUGUUUGAUAGAUUACUUCUGGCAUGGCAGUUGGAAAGACUUGUCCUGAACUCAGACACAGUUUACUUGUUGAUCUAUAAAAUUAAAAACAUGCUUAAAGUUAAUUUCGCUCGCCAUAUGAUUUUGAGUCAGAAAAAAAUACGUAUUUAUUUCCCCCUGAAGUAUAUGUUUAUGUUUCAAUAUGAAAGAGGAUACAUAUACACAGGGAACCAGACGUUUGCAUUUAUCGGUUAGCUCAUUUGGUUUCAGUGGUAAGACUGAACAACAGAAGGCAAAUGGAUUUGAGUCAGAAUCAGCUUGAUGUACUUGUGGUGGCAUGGUCAGAUUGAUCAUGUGUCUUACCAGUAAAUAUCCACCAGGAGCUGUGCUCUGUGCUAUCCUGGAAUUAUUCUAGAGUCUGUCUCGGAACCAACCCACUAUGAACCAAACAGAGGGUUUGAUGAUUGCGUGGUCUCUCUGUCUGGGUAGAUUACUGUUUUAUCUCACUGCCUGGGUAGAUUACUGUUUUAUCUCUCUGUCUGGGUAGAUUACAGUUUUAUCUCUCUGUCUGGGUAGAGUACUGUGUGGUCUCUCUGUCUGGGUAGAUUAUUGUGUGGUCUCUGUCUGGGUAGAUUACUAUGUGGUCUCUCUGUCUGGGUAGAUUAUUGUGUGGUCUCUCUGUCUGGGUAGAUUACUGUGUGGUCUCUCUGUCUGGGUAGAUUACUGUGUGGUCUCUCUGUCUAGGUAGAUUACUGUGUGGUCUCUCUGUCUGGGUAGAUUACUGUGUGGUCUCUCUGUCUGGGUAGAUUACUGUGUGGUCUCUCUGUCUGGGUAGAUUACUAUGUGGUCUCUCUGUCUGGGUAGAUUACUGUGUGGUCUCUCUGUCUGGGUAGAUUAUUAUUAUUAUUAUAUUAUUAUUAUUAUUAUUAGAUUACUGUGUGGUCUCUCUGUCUGGGUAGAUUACUGUGUGGUCUCUCUGUCUGGGUAGAUUACUGUGUGGUCUCUCUGUCUGGGUAGAUUACUGUGUGGUCUCUCUGUCUGGGUAGAUUACUGUGUGGUCUCUCUGUCUGGGUAGAUUACUGUGUGGUCUCUCUGUCUGGGUAGAUUACUGUGUGGUCUCUCUGUCUGGGUAGAUUACUAUUUGUUUAUUUGGAUCCCCAUUAGCUUUUGCAGAAGCAGCAGCUACUCUUCCCAGGGUCCACAAAAAACACAUCUUAGUCAUUUAGCAGAUGCUCUUAUCCAGAGCGAGUGCCUACAUUUUCUUACUUGUCCCCCGUGAGAAUCGAACCCACAACCCUGGCGUUGCAAGCGCCAUGCUCUACCAACUGGGCCACACGGGACAACACAAAAUAUUUCAAGUAACAACACACUGAUACACUGUUAGACAAAGACAGUCAAACAAAUUUAGAACACAACGAUAUACAAACAUUGCAACAAAAAAAUUAUACAAACUCUGCUGUCCUCUCUGCGUCAAUUAGUCAAGACGCACCCAGACAAAUGCACUGAAGUGCAUACGAUUUUGGGUUCUAAGCACCCUUUUUACUUGUUUACGCAAGAGGAUUUAGAGUUGAGUACGUUCUCUUCCUUUACUGAGAAGUGCCUAUCCAGAUAGCGUGUUGAUACGUUCAUUGAUUAUCAGCAACCAAUCACUGUAUCCUGUAUCCUCUCCCAAAUCCUUACCCAGAAAUAUGAUCUGUUUUCCUCCAUGUUUGUUUCAGAGCUGGGCUCCCCCAAGGACCUUGUCACCAGCGACGUGACGGACACCAGCUUCGCUGCGUCUUGGACGGCUGCCCUUGGGAACGUGAAGAUGUACAGAAUCCGCUGGAAGUCCAUGUACAGUGAUGAGUCAGGGGAGAAGACGGUCCCUGGAGACGUCACCAACACCGUGCUGGAGGGCCUUAUCCCUGAGACCCUCUACCAGGUGUCUGUUGUGGCCGCCUAUGGCAGAGGAGACGGAGGCCCGCUGACUGGACAGGAGACCACUGAUGGUACCACUCUUUAUUACACAUCAUCCUCUGUUCGUAACGUAAUCCAUUGGAUUACUCAAAAUGACAAACGUAAUGUGAUUACUUCCUUGGUUAGCCAGCAUCUGCCUCGUCAGUUUAUGCUGAAGACCGAUCAGUUCUCUCUCUAACUCUGCCCGCCCAACCCCUCAGAAUCCUUGGGCAAGUGCUGGCUCAACUUCCUGCUGCAUCUCCUUGAUCUGUGCCACUGACUUAGUCUGGCAGGGAAAGCUCUCAGUGUUAGAUGUCAGAGGUGAACACAAUGGUUGUGUCCCAAAUGCACCCUAUUCCCCAUAUAAUGCACUACUUUUGACCAAGGCCCAUAUGUUUCUGGUCAAAAGUAAUGCGCUAAGUAGGGAAUAUGGUGUUAUUUGGGAUGCAGACAAACAUUCACUGAAGUGGUGUUGUUAGUUGCGAAGGUUUGGAGGUGUACUUGAAGGGUUUUGUAGCUCUGUAGAACAGUUUGAAACUCUCAUCGGGCCAUCACAUCAUUUUUCAUGCACCGGCACUAUGGUAUACCAGUGUCAAGAUGAUAAGGAAAAAAAUGUCUAAAAGAUGAAGAAAUUCCAUCCCAGUGCUCAUCAUCAUCACUCUCUGAAACCCUUUGGUCUUGGUGUCGGGUUUUAUGGGAAAAGGCCAUUUCUAAGACGCCCUUUUAAGCUGUGGUCUACAGUGGGAAACUGAGGUGGUGACAGUUAUGAUGCAUUAUGUGUUCUAGAAUCUAAGAAAACUUAGAAAAAAAAAUGAUGCAUGUGUGCAGCGCAUGGUGUAAUAUGUCCUGUAUUCUGCCUGUUAGGGUGUGUGGGAGCAGAAUUUAGACAGGCUCAAAUCGACCACACAUCCCCCUAUCCUACUCAUGCACACAUGGGAAAUCACAUUGAUGGAAAUGUCCUCUAACACUUGAGGAACCAGUGUGAUGGUUUGAAUAGACACAUGUAGAUAUGGAAAGCCAUUUAGUUUAUUGACUCUGGCAGGCCAAGUCAAGCACAUUUCGAACAGAAAACAUUGUUGAAACAUUCUCAGGAGACCUCGCCUCUUUCAUAUCCGUGCUUACCUCAUUACGUUUGCACAGCGGAACCAAUGGAUCUCCGGUAACAGUGUCACAGGUCCAUUCAGGUCAAGCAAUACAUUGAGAAGUUGGAGGCCAAUAACUGUCCUCCCAGUGAACGAGUCUAGCGGUCUGACAUUCUUUCCUGGGAUCAUUAAGUGUUUGGAAGGAUUGUGGUUUGACUAUUGUUGCAUUCAGAAAUGGUGGAACAUAUAGACCUUAUGACAUGGUAAAUGGAGCGUAGCUCUAUUCAGAAUGGGGUAAGUUAAGAUUACCAGAUUUGGGGAUAAGAGUCUAACUCUCUUUUAGAUAAUUUUUCUCAACAUCCUCGCUACGUAUCGAAGAGUAGAUGUUUUAUGAAACAUUGCCCUCCUCUCUGUCCUCAGUGUCUGCUUCUGCUAAGGCGCUUAAUGUGUCCGAUGAGACCGAGCGAAGCAUGAAGGUAACGUGGAUGGCCGCGCCGGGUAAAGUCAUCAACUACCGGGUGACCUAUGUGCCCACUGCUGGGGGCAAAGAGAUGGUCGCUAAGGUUCCCGGCACCUCCACCUCCACCGUGCUGAAGCGCCUGACGCCCAUGACCACCUAUGGCAUCAAGGUGCACCCCAUCUACAAGCGGGGAGAAGGAAAAGCAAGGCAAGGAGUAGGAACGACACGUACGUUGGUCCAUAAUUCAACCCCAUGAUAUGAGAGACAGUAGGGCGCUGCGGGACACACUAUGGGAAUAUUGUAGGUGGGGCAGGUGUCUUUUCACUAACAAAACCUCAGACACUUGGUUAAUACACACAUAUAGAGAGCUUACCACUAACACAUGGCAUGACAUUCGGUUCUAAGACACUGGAAUGGCACCCUAUUCCCUAUUCCCUAUUCCCUAAAGGGAAUAAGCUGCAAUUUGGGACGCAGGCUAGGACUUAAUACUUGUAUUAUGGACUAAUGAGAAACUGACUGGAAUGUGUGUUGGCUGAUCUCAAUGAAAAAAGACUAGCAUUGCCGAAGUUGAAGUUAUGACGUUAUGACUUUUCUCCCAUGAAUUUGAACUGAUAUGGUUUCUCUGUUUGUCUGUCCUCUUGUAGUGUCACCUUACAAAGCUCCCAGAAACCUACAGACCUCAGAGCCCGGCAAGAACAGUUUCAGAGUCUCCUGGGACCCAGCUCCUGGAGAUGUGCGUGGCUACAAGGUCACCUUCCACCCCAGUGGUGAUGAUAUCAACCUGGGAGAGCUGCUGGUUGGGCCCUAUGACAACACGGUGGUGCUAGAGGAGCUCAGGUGAGACACAGGAAGUUCUAUCUUCAGACAGGAAGUUGUCAGUGUUGUGACAUUGAUCUGACAUUCUUAGACGGUUACAUAAAAGUAACUUUAAAUCUCAUCUCUCCAUCUCAUCAGGGCCGGAACAAAGUACUCUGUGACUGUGUUUGGAAUGUUUGAUGGAGGCCACUCUGCAGCACUGGCUGGAGAGGAGAAGACUACCCUCUCCGACGCACCCGAAGUGCCAUUGGAACCUUGGAACGGUAAAACCUUACAAUACCAUAACAUAACCGACAAUCAUACACAGAUACAGACAUAGGCUGCGUCCCAAAUGACACCCUACUCCCUACAUAGUGCACUACUUUUGACCAGAGCAGUGGACUAUAUAGGGAAUAGGGAGCCAAAUGGGAUGCAGCCACAGAACAGCCACUCCGAUAGACCCACAGACCAAACCACAGACACACAGCGUCCCAGCCACAGCCCAUCUCUGUUCCCACCCUCACGAGGAGUAGUCUUCCCACUAUGAGAGACAUGACACUAAUUAUCCCACUUUUGAACUAUGAGAUGGUCUAAACUAAUCAUCAUCACAACCAUUAGAAUAACAUUCCACAUUACACAGACAUUGAUUGUAAUGAGUACUAAUAAUGUAUAGCUGUUUGGCUUCAAUGGGCCUUUCUGCCUCAUAUCAUCUUAAGACUGUGAUGGAGUGUAUUGAUAAGUGGGACAUUAUAAUAUUUUUAUGAUUCACUUUAUGGGUGUUUUGACCUCUUUUUUCUUGCUCCAGUGCCAGUGAAUGAUUAGUCAGGUUACACCCCCCACCCACAAAUGUUCAGCAUGCCAAACCUAUUAUGUUGCUGAGAUUUCUCAUCACCGUGCCCAAUUGGCCCAGCAGCCAUAUUGAUUCAUCCCUAAUACUUCUUGACAUGCAAAAGUUAAUUUUUAAAUUUUUUCCAUCGCAAAAAAAGUUCGCAUAAUGGUAAAACGUUUCUCUGCUUGCAAUUAGAGAUGUUUUACAACCAGGAGAGUAUGCAGUGCUGGCCGGGCUGCCGUGGAACAGAACUGCAUGCGGCUAGGAAAAUGUUAUGUUUCUCAUAUAAGACCCCAGAGAGAGAGCCGGUGACCCUGGGCAGAAAUUCGUUUCAGUAAUGGGGAGCAGACACACUGACAACACUGCCCACCGCAUCAAGCAGAGCAAGGGCUGUUCUAGUCCACCAUGCACCCAGACCAAACCUUGGUCUCUCUCUCUCUCUCUCUUUCACACACACACACACACACACACACAGUCUUACACACACACACAUACACACCAUAGGCGUUCACCGCUCACACUAAAACUACUGCAGUAGUUUGGCCCUAGUGUUUAAUAAUGACCAAGCUAGUGUGGUUAUAGGGUGGAAUUGGGUUUUUCUUCUUCCUGGCUCAGAGGGUGGUAUAGCCUGCUGCGUACUGUACAGUAUGUUUGUAUCCAUAGCAACAGCGACUGUAUGUGGUAGAGCCAAUUAAAACUAGGAUGACACCAGCGGUGGAAAAAGUAUCCAAUUGUCAUAUUUGAGUAAAAGUAAAGAUACCUUAAUAUAAAAUGACUCAAGUAAAAGUGAAAGUCACCCAGUAAAAUACUACUUGAGUAAAAGUCUAAAAGUAUUUGGUUUUAAAUAUACUUAAGUAUCAAAAGUAAAUGUAAUUGCUAAAAUAUACUUAAGUACCCAAAGUAUAAAUUCCUUAUAUUAAGCAAACCAGACAGAACAAUCUUCUUGAUUUUUUAAUUUACUGAUAGACAGGGGCACACUCUAACACUCAGACAUCAUUUACAAAUGAAGCAUUUGUGUUUAGUGAGUCUGCCAUUUUCCUGUCCUGCUAAGCAUUGAAAAUGUAACGUGUCAGGGAAAAUGUAUGGAGUAAAAAGUACAUUAUUUUCUUUAGGAUUGUAGUGAAGUAAAAGUAAAAGUUGUAGAACAUAUAAAUAGUAAAGUACUUAAGUACUUUACACCACUGGAUUACACUAUAAACAGACUAGGGAAUGAAUCAUUCCUGUAAAUGACCACAUACUAGCCAGUCAAAGUAGAUAGAUUCAUCUAUUUGCUUUAUGUAUUUGCUUAAUGUGACACUGUAUCCUCUGAUGCAUUCUAAACAACAGUCAGUGUCAUCUGUUUUUGAUCAGAUGCCUCUCAGACAGUGUACACUGUCUCAGUUGAUGACAUGUGGUUUUGUUGAUGAAUGUCUCCGAGACUUACAUUAAGCUUACAACAAAGUGCUUUGUUUACCAGUGUGGUAUAACUCAAACAAAUUGGUUCCAUAUAUAAUCAGAUAUACAUUUUACAAGGGGCGAUCCCCCACACAUCGUCAAGCAUCUGUUCCUCCAUGUUGCAAUAAAGAAAGUGGGUAAAUAAUUGUUUUCUCUUCUAACCUUUUUUCAAUUUGCAGACACGGUGGCAGAUUGCAUAGCUCAGUGUCCAAACGACUCGGUGCAUCUGGGUCUUUUUGCUCGGCUGCAGGACGAGCAAGCAGCAACCCUCUUUCGCCCCCACAGGUGUCUGGUGUAGCAAAUAGCGAGCACAGCAGGAAUGUGCAGUACCUCUGGGAGAGAGGAGGAGUCUGUUGUAUCUCAUCUGUCAGCAGGGGUGGUCUUGUUGUUCAGGGCAGGGGACAAACCCAAUGACUGCCCCACAUACAGUACAUCAAGAAGGCUGCAGGCCACAAAAAGGCCUCGUGGAUGGACAACAGGAUUGACACAGAAGAAGAAGAAGAUAGAAGAAGAAGACAAAAAGAAGAAGACCCAAGGGGAAAGAAAGAGUUCAUCCCCUCUGCAAGAGAACAAUACUGCUGCAAAACGUGUUGUAGCUAAACAUGUUUAUUGUAGAUAAAAACAUUUGAUGUUAGUGUGUUACUGGGAUUUUAGUGAUGUCUUUCUGACUCAUGCUUGUUGUUCAUCUCUGUAUUUGUUGUGCGUAUUUUGUUUGUGCAUGUCUGUCUGAAAGUAUUUAUAUUAUUCUGUUGUUCUUUGGCUGCUCGUCCCUUCUGACACACAUCCUCUCAUUUAUCACACUACAUGGAUGUCCAUGGUAUCAGGCCUCCCUCUCACAGCCCUCUCCUCCACCCCUUACAGAAGCCAAGUGUAAAAGCCAGGCCAAGGCUGACAUCAUCCUACUGGUCGAUGGCUCAUGGAGUAUUGGCCGUCUCAACUUCAAAACCAUCCGUGCCUUCAUCGCUCGCAUUGUUGGUGUAUUUGACAUCGGCCCUGAGAGAGUCAUGAUCGGUAAUCUUUAUUUUGAUCAAAUCCCAUUGGUGAUGUGUAUGAUGGCAUAGGUUCAUCACCCAGCUCAAUCUCUUUAAGUUUGAUCUGGACUUGGUACUGGGAAUGGAAAUGAAUGUUGGAUGCUGAUCAAUCACGCUGGUGUCAUACUGUGUUCUGUUUGUUCUCUCCAGGUAUGGUUCAGUACAGUGGAGACCCCAAGACUGAGUGGCAUCUGAAUGCCCACCCAACCCGUGACGGGCUGCUCAAAGCUGUGGCUGACCUGCCAUACAAAGGGGGAAACACCAUGACAGGUGACAUAUUAUGAAAUAAAGGGACAACUACCAACUGUCAUCUGUUUAACUUAAAGAUGCACUCUCAAACAUUAGUCUAAUUUCAGACAGUAGUACUACGUCAUCCAUUGCGUAUGAUAUGUUACGUCCUUUUUGUUUUUGCGAUUCACAUGAUAUGUUACGAAUCUAAUUCAUACCAUAUUUUACGAAUUUGUUGUGCUUAAGAUCCUGGAGUGCAUCUUUAACUCAAGUCAACUUAACUUAACAUGAAACAUUCCCUCUAAUAUCUCUGUAGGUAUGGCCUUGAACUACAUCCUCCAGAACAACUUCAAGCCCAACGUGGGAUUGCGUAAAGACUCGCGCAAGAUCGGUGUGCUCAUCACUGACGGCAAGUCGCAGGAUGAAAUUAUCACCAACUCCCAGGUGCUGAGGGAUGAGAACAUCGAGCUCUACGCCAUCGGUGAGUGACCCUCCUAGUGUAUAACCCAACAACAUUGCAUGUUUCAGUUCACCAUCAAAGUUUGUGACCAUGUCAAACAAGGCAACAGUAAACAUGUCAUCCGCCAAGAAUGAUGCAGCGCCCCCCUUGGGCCAAUCAGUGUAAUUUUGUAAAUGACGGAUCUCUAUGGCAAGACGCAUCAUUCACCCAAGUUUAAUUAAAAUCGGGCCAGUGGUGUCUGAGAUAUUGCGUGUGACUAAUGUACGUACAUUGAUUACUAUAAUGCCCCCCCUUGGGCCAAUCAGUUAAAUUUUGUAAAUGCCGGAUCUCUAUAGCAAGAUGCAUCAUUCACCCAAGUGUAAUCAAAAUCGAGCCAGUGGUGUCGGAGAUAUCGCAUGCGUUUGCUAGACUCAUAUUCCUGAGUAUGUAUGCCAAAUUUCAUCACUCAAACAGAUCAAGAGAUAUAAACAUGUGCCCGUUAUGGCGCCACUGUGUGGUCAAUAUGAAUGUUCUCGCAUCUGUUGUGUCUUGACAGUGUUUGCAACAUGUGUACCAAAUUUUGUUACAAUACGAAUAUCCUUGACUGAUUUAUAUGCAUUAAUGUGCCGGACCACACCCACGUUAAUGUUUAUUGGUCAAUGUUGUUGUAGGUACUAGUCUGAAAAAUAUUGCGUUGAGAGUUUUGUGCAGAUCGGUCAUUCGGUGCCAGAGGAGUAGCGUUUUAAGUGUUUUUCACACAAUUCUAAAUGGCGGAAAAUCCAUCAUGGUGGACCUUAAGGUAGAGGGACCUAUGUACUGAAUUUCAUGACUUUAGGUCAAAGGGGGUGAGGGGCGUUACCUUUCAGAGUUAGCAUUUUCAAUCGCUUGUUAUAUUUUGUAAAUGCCGGAUCACUAUGGCAAGACACAUCAUUCACCCACGUUUCGUCAAAAUCGGGCUAGUGGUGUCUGGGAUAUCGCAUGUGAUGAACGUAUGAAUGUACUAACGGACGGAGACAGAUCCACAGUCCUCUCCUCAAUUUCACAGACAUUUUACAAUAAACAGAUUUUCAUGUUGUGAUUGUAUCAUAAACAGAGGACAGUUUAGUCUAUUUUGUCAUGAUCCCAACAGAAGUGAAUAUUGUGGUGUUAUGUGGCUUCUAGGUGUGAAGAAUGCUGAUGAGAAUGAGUUGAGGUCCAUUGCCUCAGACCCGGAUGAGAUUCACAUGUACAACGUGAAUGAUUUCUCCUUUCUGCUGGAUAUAGUGGAUGAGCUCACCAUCAACCUCUGUAACAGUGUGAAGGGUCCAGGUAAGUUCUUAUUCUCUCUCUCUCUCUCUCUCUCUCUCUCUCUCUCUCUCUCGCUCUCUCUCGCUCUCUCUCUCUCUCUCUCUCUCUCUCUCUCUCUCUCUCUCUCUCUCUCUCUCUCUCUCUCUCUCUCUCUCUCUCUCUCUCUCUCUUAUUCUCUCAUUCUCUCCCAAUCACUGAAAGAAACAUUUGAAACAAUGCUCAACUCAAAAUGUUGCUAACUUCAAAUGGUUAGUUAUUUGUAUGCUGCUAAGUCAAGCUAGGUAUUGUACUUGGUACAGCAUUUAGGGGUUUAGGGGUAUUUCUAAUUUAAGAUGGGAUCAGAUGGCAAGGAAAAUACAUUAAAAAGCCAUUUAACCUGUAAGCCAGAAAAAGCUGUACUGAUAUUUUUCAUCAGUUGAAUAAAUGGAUUAGCAUAGCAGAUAGAGAAUAGCAAUAAGAACAGCAUGAUUGAUGAGACGAGCCAAUGAAAAGACAGAACGAACGCCAACACUUGUGGAUAUUGCCUCGAAACUGUCACUAGUUUGCCUAACACACUUGAUAAAUUUAGUUUCUUGCCUUAAGUUACAUAAGGUCCAACCAGUUGAUGGAAACUUAGGUUUUUUGGACACACUCUUGUCCUUAAAUCAAAUUUACGAGGAGACACAAUAGUGAUUUACUACAUGGGGAUGGAUAUUUAUUAUUUUUUUAAGUGUGUUAUCAAAAUUGUGAUGUAUAGAAAUGCAGGUUCGCAUUUAUUGUAAUAAAUCUUGACACAAAGUCAUAAAAUCUGAUUUAUAACCUAACCCUAAACUUAGCCACACUGCUAACCCUAAUGCCUAACCCUAACCUUAAAUUAAGACCAAAAAGCAAAUGUUUGUUUUCAUGAAUUUUUACGAUAUAGCCAAUUUUGAUUUUGCAGCUGGCCCAGCUAGCGGAAAUGGCUCAGUUCUGCCUCCAAGGCAAAAUUCAUGACAAUAAACGUCAACCUGCUAUAGAAACAGCCCUAACAGCCCUGUGUCAGUGAGGCAGAGGUGAAAGGGACAUAUUUGUGGUUGGAGAAUUGAGUGUGUGAAAUAUUUGACGUGUCGGCUCACAUUUCCUCUGCUCUUCGACCAGGAGGAGGCCUGGAGCCGCCCACUAACCUGGUGACCUCCGAGGUGACCCACCACUCAUUCCGUGCCACCUGGACGGCGCCCGAAGGUCCCGUGGAAAAGUACCGCAUCGACUACAUGCCCGUGGUGGGAGGAAUCACUGAACAGGUAAACCUAUAGCCUACAGUACUGUACCUCCCCUCAACUCAAUCACCUCACCUCUCCAAGGUCAUAGCAUUUUAAGAGCAUCAGCUAUUCAUAGUCACACCUGGUUUGGAUAUGACAGAGAAUUGGCUGAAUGAUUCCUUUUGGUCUGAAUUCCUCUCUCAGACCUCCAUGUUUCAUCUUGCCAUGAGGUGAUCGGGUCACUUUGAAAGCGGUCUCCUGUUUAUCCAGGAGUUUCUGAUGGAGGAACUGCCCUAUAUGCAGCCUCGCUGGAGAUUUCACAGUUAUCAAGUGUAUCCAGUGUAAAAUGUUUGCUUAAAUCCACCUAGUUGCCAUCGUCGGUCGAUCCAUUUCAUGUGGAUCUGAUUCAGUCAGAUAAAGCUCAAGUCAUCUGGCUUUCUUCUCAGCAUUGAGAAGUGUUCCACAGUGGCUGAGGCAGACCUGCAUUCAGUUACACUUAACCUUCUGUCACUUAUGUCCUUAUGAAUACAGGACUGGGUCUAUUCCAUGCAUUGUGCUUUCAUUGGCCCUGGUCAGGGUUUAGGUGGUUCUAGUGAGCCCUGUCUGAAAGGAAGACCAAAGAGUUUCCACCAGGCCUCAACCUUAGACUAGACCUAGUUAGUUUAGUCUUGUUGCAUAACUCUUCCUGCUGGAAAAGAUAAUCCUGGCCAUCCAUCCAUUCUCCUUCAUUUUGAAUGCUUGCAUUGGACCCCAAAACACUUAUUCACACAAAUAAAUCAGAUUUCACUUUCAAUUUGCUGAUAUGUGCUCCGUUCUUUUGGAUAGCCUUCUGACACUUAGAAGAGAGAGUAUGUGUGCGAGAAGAUGUUAGUUUUGUUUUGGGUUUCCUAAACAUGUGCCGUAUUAGUUGGAACAUUUGAUUUUGACCUGCUGUAUUUAAAAUAUUAUCCCAUGACGAAUUUGAAACUCCUGGGCAGACAGCAGUACAGAGGGGUGACUUGAGGUUGCCAUCUAUCUUCUGGUCUACCUCCUGUUGAAUAUACUUGGAUUUUGAGCUUUCCUGCAUAAAGACUAUGCCUUUUUUCUCUCUCUUCAGAUGAUUGUCGAUGGGACGGUCACCACCGUGGUCCUGACCAAGCUGACCCCUCUGACCGAGUACGUGGUCAACGUCUUCUCUGUGACCGGAGAGGAGACCAGCGCAGAGCCGCUGAAGGGCACUGAAACCACCUGUGAGUGUUGCAGCUGUUCUGCUCCCUUGCCUCCUCUCCUCUCUGUUUGUCUUCCUUUUCGUUCCGUUUCCUCACACAACCUCCUCCCAAUUACCCAGUAAACCUUGAAAUCACCUCCUGGAAAGGUGUCCAGGUUCAGCUAAUCCAAUAGCCUUAUUUGGAUGUCGAAUGAUAUAACAAGCGCUACAGUGAUAGACAGGAAGUGGAUUGAGAUGAGUUUCACAAAGAUGCUGUUCGGUUGCCCACUUUAAUGUGGGGAUAGCAUCGCAGCUCUUAUGAGUUCCACUGUUGUGGGAGCGCAUUUGUUUCAUUACGAUAUACGAUGUUGAAAUAAACAUCCCCUGCCCCGCCAUGCUCAGUACACUGUUUUAAAUGGGUUAGACAUGGAUGGAACUUGUUUAUAUUGCUCUUGUAGGCCUAUUAAACAAGCUCAUUUACACAACCAGGGAUAUAUUGGGUCUGAUUGGUGGCAGUAAAGUGUUAAGCAACAACAACAACAAGUUCCCAUAGGGUUUCCCGUUAGAAAAUGCAGAAGUGGAGGUUUCUUAUGGGGACAAUAACCAUCAUUCUCUCAUUCUUGGCCUUAUUAAGAGUGUCUUAAGAAAACUGACAUAAUUCCACAUGAUGGUUAAGUACAAAGAGCUGACCACUUUCAUUGCUCCAUUUGUGCGAUAUAGUGGACGUUGUCACUUUUAGAAAUGAGUCCAUUAGAUUUUUAUGGUGGACGUUAUAAGAUAUUUCUCACUGUCAUAAAGCAUGGUUAUUGUUUUGUAGCCCGCGACUUGGACACCACAACAGUAGUGUUAGAUCACUUGCGGUUUCCUUUAUUUGUCAUUUUAAACUAACACUGUGUGUAGGAUCAUCAUGCUUCUGCCAUAAACACAGAAGCUGGAUGUGAUGUGGGUGACUGGGUUGUGUUUUGGAGGUCCGUAGACUAGUAGUUAGUGGUAACUGUGGUUGAGGAUGUCUCUACACUAGUAGUUAGUGGUAACUGUGGUUGAGGAUGUCUCUACACUAGUAGUUAGUGGUAACUGUGGUUGAGGAUGUCUCUACACUAGUAGUUAGUGGUAACUGUGGUUGAGGAUGUCUCUACACUAGUAGUUAGUGGUAACUGUGGUUGAGGAUGUCUCUACACUACUAGUUAGUGGUAACUGUGGUUGAGGAUGUCUCUACACUAGUAGUUAGUGGUAACUGUGGUUGAUGAUGUCUCUACACUACUAGUUAGUGGUAACUAACUGUGUGGUUGUGGAUGUCCCUACACUAGUAGUUAGUGGUAACUGUGGUUGAGGAUGUCUCUACACUAGUAGUUAGUGGUAACUAACUGUGUGGUUGUGGAUGUCCCUACACUACUAGUUAGUGGUAACUGUGGUUGAGGAUGUCUCUACACUAGUAGUUAGUGGUAACUAACUGUGUGGUUGUGGAUGUCCCUACACUACAAGUUAGUGGUAACUGUGGUUGAGGAUGUCUUUACACUAGUAGUUAGGCGGUAACUACCUGUGUGGUUGUGGAUGUCCCUACACUAGUAGUUAGUGGUAACUAACUGUGUGGUUGAGGAUGUCUCUACACUAGUAGUUAGUGGUAACUAACUGUGUGGUUGAGGAUGUCUCUACACUAGUAGUUAUUGGUAACUGUGGUUGAGGAUGUCUCUACACUAGUAGUUAGGCGGUAACUAACUGUGUGUUUACUCUUCACGCUCCACAGUGCCACUGCCCGGGGUGAUAAAGUUGACUGUGUACGAUGAGACCAUGACCACCUUUAGGGUGAAGUGGGAGAAGGCUGAAGGGGCGACAGGCUACAUGCUGUUCUACAGAGCCAUCAAUGCCACUGUGCCCACUGUGGAGAAAGAGGUGAGUAGGACACACACACACUCUCACUCACUCACUCACUCACUCACUCACUCACUCACUCACUCACUCACUCACUCACUCACUCACUCACUCACUCACUCACUCACUCACUCACUCACUCACUCACUCACACACACACACACACACACACACUCUCACUCAUUCACUCACUCAUUCACACCCUCACUCACACACUCACUCACUCACUCACUCACUCACUCACUGACACACUCACUCACUCACUCACUCACUUACUCACACACUCACUCACACACUCACUUACUCAAUCACUCACUCACAAACUCACUGACUCACUCACACACUCACUCACUCACUCACACACUCACUUACUCACUCACUCACUCACUCACAAACUCACGAGUGGAGGUUGGACGUUGGAUAGGCAUUCCAUUUACAUGUUCAGCAUUUCCACAAGGCAGGGUAGUCAAGGCCUCUGCUAGUGGGGCCUUACUCAUUCCAGAUGGUAAUGUGAUGAUUACUGCACAGAGCAGGAAGUGGACUUUUACAGUGAUGUUCAGGCAAGGUCUACAAAAAACAGUCCCUUUGGACACAGAGGGUAAUGAGAAGGAUUAGCUCAUGCUGGCCCUGUGCAGCUUUUUUCACCAGUGAAGUCAUAGAGAUGAUAUACAGUAUUAAAAAACAAAAUCUCAACAGAUGCUGUAUAUUUUGAACUGCAGGCUUCUGUGAGGGCUGGCAAGCAGUAGUGUAGCCUUUAGAGGAAUUUCAGUGUGGACUGAAGGCAGCAAGGCAGGCAUACCCCAGGAGACACACACGUCCCAGUUGUUAGUUAGUGCUGUGAACCAGGAGUUAGUUAGUGCUGUGAACAGGGUGUUAGUUAGUGCUGUGAACCAGUUGUUAGUUAGUGCUGUGAACCAGGAGUUAGUUAUUGCUGUGAACAGGGUAUUAGUUAGUGCUGUGAACCAGGUGUUAGUUAAUGCUGUGAACCAGGUGUUAGUUAGUGCUGUGAACCAGGUGUUAGUUAGUGCUGUGAACAGGGUGUUAGUUAGUGCUGUGAACCAUGUGUUAGUUAGUGCUGUGAACCAGGUGUUAGUUAGUGCUGUGAACCAGGUGUUAGUUAAUGCUGUGAACCAGGUGGUAGUUAGUGCUGUGAACCAGGAGUUAGUUAGUGCUGUGAACAGGGUGUUAGUUAGUGCUGUGAACCAGGUGUGUUAGUGCUGUGAACAGGGUGUUAGUUAGUGCUGUGAACCAGGUGUUAGUUAAUGCUGUGAACCAGGUGUUAGUUAAUGCUGUGAACAGGGUGUUAGUUAGUGCUGUGAACCAGGUGUUAGUUAGUGCUGUGAACAGGGUGUUAGUUAGUGCUGUGAACCAGGUGUUAGUUAAUGCUGUGAACCAGGUGUUAGUUAAUGCUGUGAACAGGGUGUUAGUUAGUGCUGUGAACCAGGUGUUAGUUAGUGCUGUGAACAGGGUGUUAGUUAGUGCUGUGAACCAGGUGUUAGUUAAUGCUGUGAACCAGGUGUUAGUUAAUGCUGUGAACCAGGUGUUAGUUAAUGCUGUGAACCAGGUGUUAGUUAGUGCUGUGAACCAGGAGUUAGUUAGUGCUGUGAACAGGGUGUUAGUUAGUGCUGUGAACCAGGUGUUAGUUAGUGCUGUGAACCAGGAGUUAGUUAGUGCUGUGAACAGGGUGUUAGUUAGUGCUGUGAACCAGGUGUUAGUUAGUGCUGUGAACAGGGUGUUAGUUAGUGCUGUGAACCAGGUGUUAGUUAAUGCUGUGAACCAGGUGUUAGUUAAUGCUGUGAACCAGGUGUUAGUUAAUGCUGUGAACAGGGUGUUAGUUAGUGCUGUGAACCAGGUGUUAGUUAGUGCUGUGAACAGGGUGUUAGUUAGUGCUGUGAACCAGGUGUUAGUUAAUGCUGUGAACCAGGUGUUAGUUAGUGCUGUGAACCAGGAGUUAGUUAGUGCUGUGAACCAGGUGUUAGUUAGUGCUGUGAACCAGGUGUUAGUUAGUGCUGUGAACCAGGAGUUAGUUAGUGCUGUGAACAGGGUGUUAGUUAAUGCUGUGAACCAGGUGUUAGUUAGUGCUGUGAACAGGGUGUUAGUUAAUGCUGUGAACCAGGUGUUAGUUAGUGCUGUGAACCAGGUGUUCAGAAGGUAUCCUCUUGACAAGUCCUUUCUUGUUGUUUUGUUCCCCUCUAUCGUCCGGCCUGGUCUCCCCUUCUCCCCCUCUCCCCUUCUCCCCCUCUCCCCUUCUCCCCUCUCCCCUUCUCCCCUUCUCCCCCACUACCCCUCCCCUUCUCCCCCACUACCCCUCCCCUUCUCCCCCUCUCCCCUUCUCCCCUUCUCCCCCACUACCCCUCCCCUUCUCCCCCACUUCCCCUCCCUUUCUCCUCCUCUCCCACUCUCCUUCUCCCUUCUUCACCCUCUCCCUCUGCUCCCUUCUCUACCCUUCUUUCCCGGUUCGCACUGACCUCGCCUUUACCGCAGCUCUCCCGUCUCCCCUUCUCCCCUUCUCCCCCUCCUCCCGGCUUGCCCUUGUGCCCUUACCGCUCCUUCGCUCCCUAACCCUCCCCCCCUCCCCCUCUCCCUUUGUCCACCUCUCCGCGUCCUCCCCCCUCCUCCCCCGGUCUCCCUCUCCCUUCGUCCCCUUUCUCACCCGUUCUGCCUCCAUCCUACACCUCUGGUUCCUCUCCCCUUCUCCCCCCCCUCUACCCUCCCCUUCCCCCCCCUCCCACCUCCUCCCCUCCCUCUCCCCUCCUCCCCCCUCUCCCUUUCUCCCCCUUUCUCCCACUCCUCCCCCUUCCCCUCCCCCCUCUCCCCCAUCUCCCCCCUUCCCCUUCUCUCCCUCUUCCUCCAACCCUCCUCCCCUUCUCUCCCUCCUCUCCCCCUCUCCCCCUCUCCCCUUCUCCUCCUCUCACCUUCUCCCCUCCCCCCCCCCCCCCCUUCUCCCCCUCCCCUUCUUCCCCCUCUCUUUUCUCCCCUGCUGUUCAGAUACGAGUUGGGGCAGAUGUGAAUGAUGUUCAGCUGGAGGAGCUUAUCACCAACACAGCGUAUACACUCUCCCUGUUUGCCCUGCAUAGAGAGGCUGCCAGCGACCCCCUCGUGGACCAAGGAGUCACAUGUAUGUUCCCCUGAUCUCUCUCUCUCUCUCUUUCUCUAUUUCUUUCUCUCUCUCUCUAAAACUGUGUUCUACCUCACAAUACAGAUGUUUCUAAGACUCACUCAAUUUCAUUCCCCUGCCCCCCUCUCACACAUCUCUCUUUUCUCCCUCUCUAUCCCUUUCUCUGUCAUUCUUCUUCCCCAGUACCCUUGCCACCAUCGGGUGAGCUGCGGAUCACUGCUGUCACCCAUAGCACCAUGAAGCUCAGAUGGGACGCCUCCCCGGGGAAAGUCCUCAAGUACAUCAUCACUUACAAGCCAGAUGACGGAGAGCUCAAAGAGGUGACACAAACUAACACCAAACAUUUACACACUGACGUCAUGGAGAAAGUGUUAGUGAGGAACUCUAUGUUCUUUCUGUGUGCGUCCCAAAUGGCACCCUGUUCCCUCCAUAGUGCACUACUUUUGACCAGAGCUGUAUGGGCUAUAAAGGGGAUAGGGCCUCGUUUGGGACUCAUCCUCUGAUACCCCUGUUAAAUAUAAUGUCAAAAUGUAGAUUUCCACCUAAAUAGACAUACCAAAAAGUAAUUAUUUAUCAUGAUAGGGCCAUAAACAAUACCUAGUGAUGCUUACACUGCCAGAAAUAUUCAAAUCUCACCUUUCUGGUAAAAAAGGUUAUACAUUUCUGAGGUGUAGUCACUUUUGAGGACACAAGCUCAAGUACACAGUACAAAUAUGAUAAAAUAAAAUAAAAAAUGAUAUAUUAUAUUUUUCCUAUUCAACAAAAGUGGGGAUUAGGGCUUGAAAUGAUUUAAAUGCUUUCUAAAUAUAGUAACAAUCAAAUUAUAAACGACUUACUAUAAUAUUUCACCUUUCUUAAAUAAUAAAUAAAUAUGAUCAUACCUAGUGACUGUACCAUAUUGCCACCAUUUCAUGAUGACAGAGCAUUUUCUGACCAGCAUCCUCUGAGCGAUGCACAGAUGCCAUUCACAUGCCUGCUGACUCAUUACAAAAUUCAGCUUUUGCCCCUCUGUGACCAAGAAAAAGUGGUCUUGUUUCAAUUCUAUUAAAUUAUUGAGUAUUAUUUCAUGUUGAGAGCUCUAAAUCCAUCUGAGAUAUUCAUUUUCAUAUGUUUCAAAAGCCAGAUUGUAAGUGAAGCUUUGAGCUUCAUCGCCUUGGGAGUUCGAUCCUUUGUCUGGAUAGGCCAGAAAAUGUGACGUGUCACUGCCUAUGCUCAUAUACUGCAUCUCAGAUGAGAGCGGAGAACGGCAUGCGAAGCGAGACAACCAGCGCUGUCACGAAGUGCACAACAAUUGAUGUCGCGCCGUUCACUGAGCGCUCUGUACACAAAAAUGUUGGUCGGAAACGGUCCAGAACCGCUCAAAGUCCCCUAAAUAGGGGACAGCGUUUAUUAAGGGAAAGUCACAAGUCAUUGAUGUCACGGGGUGUUAUAGUAGCAGAACCUUUCAGUAGACUGGGAUCUUGACUCCAUGGGCAGGCUAGGCCAGGAUGACAUGGUGAAAGAAGCCUACUGGCAGUCAGAGAAGACCCUGGCCCCAGCACCCAGCACCCCAGCAGCAGCCCAACACCCCAACACCCCCCCAACACCCCAGCACCCCAACAUCCCAGCACCCCAACACCCCAACACCCCCCCCCAACACCCCAGCACCCCAGCACCCCAACACCCCAGCACUCCAACACCCCAGCACCCCAACACACCAGCACCCCAGCACUCCAGCACCCCCCCAACGCCCCAGCGCCCCAGCACCCCAGCACCCCCCCCAACACCCCAACACCCCAGCACCACAGCACCCCCAAAACCCCCCACCCCAACACCCCCAACACCCCACGCACCCCCCAAACACCCCACCCCCAACACCCCGCCUCCCCAGCACCCCCCCAACACCCCAGCCACCCCAACACCCCCCCCAGCACCCCCCAAACACCCAGCCCCCCAACACCCAAACCCCAACAUCCCAAGCACCCCAAACACCCCACCCCCACAACCCACCCCACCCCCAACACCCCAAUACCCCAGCACCCCCCCCCCCUCCCCCCAACUCCCCAGCACCCCCCCAACACCCCCAGCACACCCCAGCCCCCAGCAACCCCAGGCACCCCCCCCCAACACGCCCCACCCCCCCCAACACCCCAGCACCCAACAACUCCUAACGUUUUAUUGGUUAACAUCAAUGUUCAAAUGGCUACAGUUGUUCAAGAUUUGUUGUAAAUGCUAUAAUUAAUACCACAAAUAAUAGUUUACAGUUGUUGUAGUCGGGACGGUUACAUUACACCUUAGCCAAAUACAGUUAAACUCAGUUUUUUCACAAUUCCUGACAUUCAUCCUCGUACAAAAUUCCCUGGUUUUAGGUUCAUUUAGGAUCACACUUUAUUUAAGAAUGUGAAAUGUCAGAAUAAUAGUAGAGAGAAUGAUUUAUUUCAGCUUUUAUUUCUUUCAUCACAUUCCCAGUGGGUCAGAAGUUUAAAUACACUCAAUUAGUAUUUGGUUGCAUUACCUUUAAAUUGUUUAACUUGGGUCAAACAUUUCGGGUAGCCUUCCACAAGCUUCCCUCAAUAAGUUGGGUGAAUUUUGGCCCAUUCCUCCUGACAGAGCUGGUGUAACUGAGUCAGGUUUGUAGGCCUCCUUGCUCGCACACGCUUUUUCAGUUCUACCCACACAUUUUCUAUAGUAUUGAGGUCAGGGCUUUGAGAUGGCCACUCCAAUACCUUGACUUUGUUGUCCUUAAGCCAUUUUCCCACAACUUUGGAAGUAUGCUUGGGGUCAUUGUCCAUUUGGAAGACACAUUUGCGACCAAGCUUUAACUUCCUGACUAAUGUCUUGAGAUGUUGCUUCAAUAUAUCCACAUAAUUUUCCUUCCUCAUGUUGCCAUCUAUUUUGUGAAGUGCACCAGUCCCUCCUGCAGCAAAGCACCCCCACAGCAUGAUGCUGCCACCCCUGUGCUUCACGGUUGGGAUGGUUUUCUUCGGCUUCCAAGGAACCCCCUUUUUCCUCCAAACAUAACAAUGGUCAUUAUGGCCAAACAGUUAUAUUUUUGUUUCAUCAGACCGGAGGACAUUUCUCCAAAAAGUACGAUCUUUGUCCCCAUGUGCAGUUGCCGUCUGGCUUUUUUAUGUCGGUUUUGGAGCAGUGGCUUCUUCCUUGCUGAGCGGCCUUUCAGGUUAUGUCGAUAUAGGACUCGUUUUACUGUGGAUAUAGAUACAUUUGUACCUGUUUCCUCCAGCAUCUUCACAAGGUCCUUUGCUGUUGUUCUGGGAUUGAUUUGCACUUUUCGCACCAAAGUAUGUUAAUCUCUAGGAGACAGAACGCGUCUCCUUCCUGAGCGGUAUGACUUGGCUGAUUUCUUUUGAUUUUCCCAUUAUAUCAAGCAAAGAGGCACUGAGUUUGAAGGUAAGCCUUUAAAUACAUCCACAGGUACACCUCCACUUGACUCAAAUUAUGUCAAUUAGCCUAUCAGAAGCUGCUAAAGCCAUGACAUCAUUUUCUGGAAUUUUCCAAGCUGUUUAAAGGCACAGUCAACUUAGUGUAUGUAAACUUCUGACCCACUGGAAUUGUGUGUCAAAAUUACUUGUGUCAUGCACAAAGUAGAUGUCCUAACCUACUUGCCAAAACUUUAGUUUGUUAACAAGAAAUUAGUGGAGUGGUUGAAAAAAUAGUUUUAAUGACUCCAACCUAAGUGUAUGUAAACUUCCAACUUCAACUGUAUGUUCAUGUUAGUAGUGCUAGUUCAUGCUAGUUCUUCAGCAAAAAUAAUAUUGUUAAUUGUUUGUUGUUCCUAAAAUCAUUAUCCUUAUAUCUCCUUUCUGCCAGGUUGAAGUCAAUGGCGAUAUAACAUCCCUGCCUCUUGCCAACCUCAUCUCUCAAUCUGAGUACGAUGUUGCUGUCACCCCAGUUUACGACGCAGGUGUUGGAAACCCAAUGCUUGGACAAGCCAUUACAGGUAAACAACCGUUUGUGUGAUUUAUCAUUUGGCUGAUGAGCUGUAGACUAGAUAUACAGUGGGUAUAGAAAGUCACCACCCCCUUUCAAAAUGUUCACCUUUUGUUGCCUUACAGCCUGAAAUGAAAACACAUAAAAUCAGACUUUUUCCGGCUUUAUUUACACACAGUAGUAACCCACAAUAUCCAAGUGAAAAAAAAUUAUCUAAAAAACUCUGAAAAUUAAUUUAAAGUAAAACAGUAAAAUACCCUAUUUGGAUAAGUGCACACCCCCCUGAGUUAAUACUUGGUGGAACCACCUUUUGCUUGAAUUACAGCCAUGAGUCUCUUUGAAUACGUCUUUACUAACUUUGCACAUGUAGUCUGUGCAAUAUUUGCACAUUCUUCCUUGCAGAAUUGUUCAAGCUCAGUCAAAUUGCAUGGUGACCGCUCAUGGACUGCACUCUUCAAGUCAUUCCACAGAUUCGAUGGGAUUUAGGUCGGGGCUCUGACUAGGCCACUCAAGGACAUUCACCUUCUUGUCCUUCAGCCACUGUACGGUUGCUUUGGCGGUGUGCUUUGGGUCAUUGUCAUGUUGAAACGUGAACCAUCUUCCCAUUUUCAACUUCCUGGCAGAGGGCUGCAGGUUCUCCUCAAGAAUCUGUUGGUAUUUUGCAUUGUCCAUUUUCCCUUCUAUCCUGACAAGUGCUCCAGGCCCUGCUGAAAAGAAACACCCCCACAACAGGAUGCUGCCACCACCGUGCUUUACUGUAGGCAUGGUGUUCUUCGGGUGGAAAGAUGUAAUGGGUUUUCGCCAGACAUAUCGUUUUGCGUUCAGGCCAAAAAGUUAAAUUUUGGUCUCAUCUGACCACAGCACCUUUUGCCACUUGGCCUCGGAAUCUACAAUGUGCUUUUUGGCAAAGCUCAAACGAGACUUGAUGUGGCUUUUUUUGAGGAGUGGUUUUUUUCUUGCCACCCUCCCAUAGAGGCCAGAUUUGUGGAGCGCUUGUGAUAUUGUGGUCACAUACACACAUUGACCAGUCUUUGCCAUAAAGGCCUGAAGCUCCUUCAAUGUCGCCAUUGGCUUCUUGGUAGCCUCUCUGAUCAGUCUCCUCCUUGCCCGGUCAUCCAGUUUGGAGGGACGGCCUGAUCUAUGCAGGGUCUGGGUGGGGCCAUACGCCUUCCACUUCUUAAUAAUGGUCUUAACUGUGAUCCGAGGGAUAGGCAAAGCCUUUGAAAUAUUUGUAUAUCCAUCCCCUUUAUCUCGUAGAUCAUUUGAAAGUACCUUUCCGUCCAUAGUGGAUUCUUUGCAUUGAAUUGCACUACUAAGCAGUGGAGUCCUCUAUGAACAACUGCUUUUAUUCGGAACUAAUCAAAGUCACUACAAUUUAUCACAGAUGGAAGCCAAUUAGCUUGAUUUGUGAUCUGGAAGGGUGACUGGUUAUACCUCAGCAAGUUUGCAAUUGCAAUUCUAAGUAAAUAAAGCCGGAAAAAGUCUAAUUUGAUGUGUUUUCAUUUCAGGCUGUAAGGCAACAAAAGGUGAACACUUUGAAAGGGGGUGGUGACUUUCUAUACCCACUGUAUGAGUGUGUCUGGAUGGUGAGAGUUGAGUCUGCAGGCCCUCCUUGGAUUUAGCCUCUUCCUCAGUCAUUCGUCUUUCUAGAUUAAGCCCAAACAUCAAGUCACUGUUCUCUGAGGCUGUAUGUAUGUAUGUGUGUGUGUGUGUGUGUGAGUCUAGUUAAUUGUAUAUGGGCCUACAAACUUUGUGUGUUUGUGUGCGAGUCUGCUAUCGCUCACUGCAUGGGGCCUUGUUCAUCAUUAAUCCCAGAUGAUUUGAGGAAAUGUUGUUUUCCACACACACACACACACACACAUAUACGCACACACACACACACACACACACACACACACACACACACACACACACACACACACACUCACACUCACACUCACACUCACACUCACACUCACACUCACACUCACACACACACACACACACACACACACACACACACACACACACACAAAACCUGUUUGUUGGCCAUUGAUCUAUAAAAUGGACUCACAGCUAAAACGUUCCUCACAUGGUUCACAGCCCCUCUGACGAAUGAAAUGGCCUUGCCUCAUCUCUCAGGACUUCCUCAUAAUAAUCACGUCUCCCUCUCUCACAUCUCCGUCCAUGUGUACAGAUGUUGUUCCUGCCCCGCAGAACCUGAAGUUGUCCGAGGUGACCCAGACCUCAUUCAGGGCCACAUGGGAACACGGGGCCCCAGACGUGGCCCUCUACCGAAUCGGCUGGACCAAGAAGGGAGAGAACAACUUCCAAUAUGUAUGUUGAUCUACUCCAGCCGAUGGUGAUUGGUGAUUCUGGUCUAUUUACUGCUAUAGAGUGGACUGGGACCGUUUAUGCUCUCUAUCUCUCCCUCUCUCCCUCUCUCUCUGUCUCCCUCUCUCUGUCUCCCUCUCUCCCUCUCUAUCUCUCCCUCUCUCUCUGUCUCCCUCUCUCUGUCUCCCUCUCUAUCUCUCCCUCUCUUUCCGUCUCCCUCUCUCUUCGUCUUGUUCUGCCCACCACUCUCUCUCUUUCGCUGUCCCCCUCUACCUGUUCCCCCGCUCUCUCUCCAUCCAUCUCUCCAGGCUAUCCUGAACAGUGAUGAAACGUCACAUAAUCUGGAGAACCUGGACCCGGACACCCUGUAUGAUGUCACCGUCACGGCCAUCUACCCAGACGAGUCAGAGAGCGAGGACCUGAUUGGCAGCCAGCGCACAUGUAGGUUCACCCUUCUGUUCUUCUCCUCUCUCAUCCUCCUAUCAAUUACAUUCAUGUUUUAAAUUUAGACCACAGAUGUGGUCCACAGCGUAUUGAAAUAACCUUGUUCUUCCCCUGUUGUUCUCUUAACGUUUUCUUUUUCCAGUGUUAAAGAUGACUACACCUGGUAUGUUAUUUGAAACGUAGAAGGACAUUGUUGUUGUAAUGUUCAUGAUUAUGAUUAUAAUGGUAAUGCGAACAAUAAUUAAAGUGUUGUUGAUGGAAAACACACUUUUAUAAAAUAAAUCUGCAUGUGCAUUGCUGUGCCUUGAAAGAGCAGCAAAUGCAAACGUGUGACUACUGACCCGGCAGCGGCCGAACGUUCCACCACAGACACCUUAUUGUCAACCAUUUGUCAUAAUAUCAUUUCUCAUGUCAUUUAAUUAAUGUCAUUUUUCAUGUCAUAACAUUGUCGUUCCUCGUGUCGUUAAUGUCAAUCCUCAUCAUGUCACAAUGUCAUUCCUCAUCAAUAUCCCCAUCAUUGGAAAUGCAUGUGCCAUAUAGUACAGUAACCUUACUGGCUGCUUCACUCUCCAUCGUGUCGUUUAAAUGUACUUCAUCACUAAAUCAUGUGUUCUCGUCACCAAAUCACGUGUUCUCAUCAUCUCACCCCCUAUCCUCAUCAUCAUUGCUUCAUCCAGCCUCCUGAACCCCAUGUGAUCAUGGAGGAUUGGUAAAGGCUGUCUAAUGUGCCCUGCAGCCAUUUUAUAUAAACCACCACUGUCUUGGGUCAGUGUAUUGAUUGUAAUGUGUUCCUAGCUCCCACUGGACCUCCGCAGAACUUGCAGGUGUUCAAUGCGACCACGGUCACUCUGACAGUGAAGUGGGACCAUGCCCCAGGCCCCGUCCAGAACUACAAGAUCUAUUUCCAACCUGUGGCUGGAGGCAAAGCUCUCUCCGUAAGUACAACACACACCCUCCAGUAG